Molecule: messenger RNA, 61804 nt
Organism: Podarcis lilfordi (Lilford's wall lizard)
Lineage: Eukaryota; Metazoa; Chordata; Lepidosauria; Squamata; Lacertidae
Source: the annotation of a GenBank genome assembly
GCUUCUGGGUCGGCACCGCCAACACACCCCUUCCGUCACCCAACGGCGGUGGUUGGGUCCGUGACAUCAUCAUCAUGGCAACAACAGCUGCAGCCAAGGAACUACUGCUGAGGAGCUCCAGUGGGGAGGGAGGGCGGCUUCUGACCAUGUGAGGUGUACACAAUCGGCUUGGCUGGGGCGAGCUUUGCCCGGGCUUGCCGCCGCCGCUGCUGUCGCCUGAGGGCUGGAGCGUGCGCGCGCACACACACGUCGGGCCCCUCCUUCCCCCCUCCCAUGAGUGCUCCGCCCGCUCGUCCAUGCGCACGAGGAAGCGCGCGCGGCGGGCGGGUGAGAGGGAGGGGGCUGCGCUCGAGCUGCGGCGGGGUGGCAGCAGCAGCCGCCGCCGCCGCCGCCUGAGGAGGCGUAAGUGCGGGGUGGGGGGCGGUGCACCCCAGCCUCGCGGUGCGCCCAACGGUCGCCCUCAGGGGCGCCUCCCCCCGCAGUGGCGAACAUGUUCUCAGUGAGGGUCGUGACCGCCGACUACUACAUGAGCAGCCCUCUGCCCGGCCUGGACCCCUGCCAGUCCCACUUCAGAGAGGCGCCCGUCAAGAAGGUGCCCGUCGUGAGAGUCUUCGGAGCCACCCCGGCAGGUAAGAAAGAGAGAGAACCGCCCAGUCGGGGGUGCAGCAGGUUCCCCCUCCUCCGCCCCAUUGAGAAACCAUUCGCGGCUCGGGAAUCCUGCGAGCGCAGCAGCCCUUUUCUCGGGGCUGCCUCUCCUUUUUGUGACUGGCUGAGUGACAGGCGCUGCCUUUCCUCCCUGCGGUGUUGGCGCGCUGCAGCGGGUGCCUCACCUACCUGCCGCCGCCGCCGCCACCCCUUUGGCCGCUGCGGUUGAGUGAAGUCGCCCAUGGCCGGGGCCCCGCCUGGUGGCGGCGGCGGCGGCAAGCAGCCCCCGCCGCGGUGUGUCUGUGUAUUAUUGUGCUCGCUAUGGCACGCAGGCAACGCCGGGAGAGCGCCUCCUUCCCUUGUAGGGACCGCGCCGCUGACCCCUGACAGUUGCACGGAUGGGAGGUGGUCGGAGGGUGGAGGGCGCUCUACUUGCUGCUGGUGUGUCUCGGGUGCACUGCCAGUGUAUCCUGUGCUUGUGCUGCUGGAAGUGGAUGGAUUCGCUCCCCUCCCGCCCCCGUGUAUUACAAAUAUUAUAAGCCGUAAUGAAAUGCAGCUGUAUAAACAGGGCUAUUUCAUACUAGUGGCAGUGCUGAGCAACAACUCAUAUUGGGAGGGUUUUUAUUGUUGUUGUCUGUUUUAAAGCAUAACCUCCUCAGCUGUAGAAUUUCCACACCACAUGUAGGAAGUUCCUGAGCAUGUUCUUAUUUCAUGAAGGUUUCAUUAAGCAUCCAUAACAGGGACAUUUUCAACCCAUGGCCUUUAAAUUGUCAGUCUGCGAACUUCAUAAAUUCGCUGGGGUGGUAAACAAGAGCUGUUGUCUCCACUGCAGGAGUACUAUUCUAAUCCCUCAGAAAAUUUCUAAAACUGGUUUUCCUUUCAAAAUUCCUUGUUAAUAUCCAUAUAUUACUACACUCUGUUCUUUUCAUUUUUCUCUACUCUGUCAUCUUCCUGCUCCACCAGUCAAGCUAACCACUGUUAUUGGGUUUUUUAAAUAAUAAUAAUAAUUUCCCAUUACUGUUUUAACAAACCAGUUUUAGUUGAUGUUAUAUAAACUUUGGUAGUCAUAAAGUGACCUGGACAACUACACAGUUUGUGUUUCAGCUGGGCCACAUAUAUAUUGAUGAUACCACACAGUGAUAUUGAUUGCAUGGUGAAAGACUGGACUUACACAAGAAAAUGACACAAUAGUUCAGACUUAGGCCAAAUAUUGUAAUGAAUAACAAGGAAGUAGGUUGACAAGAUAUGCUAGUGUAAAACAUUAAUAGCUUUCCUACGAUUCUUUGCUUGUGUUUAGUAUCCUACAUAUUAUUGGCAGAAGUUAAUACGUCACAUGUUAUUUUCACCUACUUUUUUUGAAUUCGUUUUCAGACUAAUUAUAUGAAGGGAGAAUAUUUGAGUGUUAUGUAAACUGGGUAAUUGUUUUCAUAAUUCAUAAGUAUGAAGGAAGCUGUGGAAGCAGCAUGGUUUUUAUGCAUUAAAUGUACAGUAGCUUCUUGUUUAGCAAAUGUGGCUCUCCCCCCUGCCCUGAGUACUGUGAUCAAUUAUUAUGUUUACUUUUGGAAAUUUUUACACACCCAUCCACAGCAGCAGUGAACAUCCCUGCAUACCCAGUGCAGAGAAUGGGGAGGAGAAGCAAUAUAUGUCCUGUGUAAGCCCAACAAAAUACAUAAAAAACACCCUCCUUUUCUACUGAAUUCUCUACAAUUCAUGGGAAACUUGUGAGAUGGAGAGGAUAUUUUAUUUCCUUCCCACUGGACUUUUACAAAAGGGGGGGGAAACAGUACUUCAGUGCCUUCUAGGAAUGCCCAGAAAGCACAUUUCUGUUAUCCCAGAGUUUUCUGCAUAUGCCACAGGGCAUGAGAGAAGGGAGGCAACCACAAGUGAGGGCUGACAACAAGCCAAGAUAAAAAUUGUCCAUCCCUGUAUGACAAUGGAACAUACUACGGCAAAGCCCCUCCUCCUGCACAAUGUAGCAUAAAGAGUAAUUGAAUAAAAUUCCCUGGUAACAUGGUAUGCACUUUUAAAUGGCCUGUGGAAUAAGGUGUUCAUUACUUCUAAAAAGUUUAAAGAUUAGCCUGAUACAUCUCCUUGAGAGAGCUACAGAAUGGAAAAAGAUUUGAGCAGCGCUUCUCAACAUCCUUAAAGCUGCCUGCUAUACAAUCUUACUUGGGAAUAAGCCAAGUAAUAUUCAAAGUGAAUUCAGUGGAAGUUACUUUCAGUAAAUCUGCAUAAGAAUGGACUGGAAGUCUCACUGAAAUUGAACAGAAUUUUCAUAUAAUGACUGCAUAUCUGGCAGUACAAAAAUUGUCAAGUUACUAUUUUGUCAUUGUACCAUGCCUCAGUAUACCUGUAUUAUAUAGCUGUGCUAUUGUAACCUUGUCUUUGGAAUACCAUCUUACUCGGCUAUGAGUGAUCACCAAAGAAGAUUUAAAAAUCUACAGCUAAUGCAUUGUUAUCAAAGUUUCAUGCCUCAUCAAUUUAGUGUUCCCAUGACUUGCAUAAGAUCCAACAUGACAACUGUGACCAGAGUAUUUUUACAAGUGAGUCCCUCAAAUACAUCAACCCACAACUUUUUUUUACUAGUUUCUGUUGGCUAGCUUUUGUAAGGCAUUGCUGAUGGGGGGGGGGCAGCUCUUCCAAUUUACAAAAUUUUCCCUGCCUGGUUUUAGGCCAGUGGUCAUUUAAAGAACUGCAGUACCAGUUUCUUUAUGGAAUCCUCUACAUAGCAACUAAUUUUCUGCGGGAUGUAGCAUGCAACCUCACAGUGAAGCAAUCAAUAUAUUGCAUAAUAUAAUACUAGAGUGAUCAUAACCGGAUAAGGGAUUUAUACAUGAACUACUCAAUUUGAAUUUUUGUAAAUACAUUGUUUGCAUUAUUGAAUCUUGUGCAUUUCAUUGGUUGGGGAGCAUGUGUAUUUUCUCUGGAUGGGAAAGAAAAUGAGCAGCCAACCAUGUGAACAGGCUGGAGAUAAGUAUUAUCAUGGUUGCUUCUUAAUUUUGUAUGCAGACUGACACUGGAAAGUUUCCCUUUGACAACUUUAUUGCCUUUAACAGGAAAAUUAGCUAACCUCUAAUGGGGAGUAAUGAGGAGAAUACCAAAUAGCUAUUGAAUGUCCCUACUACGUGUAUAUUCUUUGCAAAGGCAAAUUCUUCAGCAAGAUUUUAGCUCAAAAACAAUGUAAGGCCUAAAAUAUAAAAGGGCCUUUGGCUGCUGCUAGAAAGACAUCAAAAUGGGCACUAGGUGAAACUUUCUGGGGAGAAUAUUUUCAAGCUGAGGCACAUCCACUAAAAGGGUUCUUUAUCCCACCAUACUUCAGAUUUUUAUUUUAUUUUAUAUAUGUUGUUAAAAAAUAUAAAUAUACUGCUUGAUGGUUGAAAACAAAGAAAGCUCAAAGUAGUUUACAAAAUAUAAAAUAAAACAUUAAAAUUAUUGCUAAAAACAAUUACAGUCAUACCUUGGAAGUCAAACGGAAUUCGUUCCAGAAGUCUCUUCGACUUCCAAAACAUUCAGAAACCAAGGUGCGGCUUCCGAUUGACUUCAGGUUAAGAACUUUUCUUCAGGAUAAGAACAGAAAUCGGGCUCCGGCAGCGUGGCGGCAGCAGGAGGCCCCAUUAACUAAAGUGGUGCUUCAGGUUAAGAACCAUUUCAGGUUAAGACCGGACCUCUGGAACAAAUUAAGUACUUAACCCGAGGUACCACUGUAAUAGUAAAUCCAUAAACUUGGCCCAGUAGCAAAUGAACACCCAGAUCACAGAACAGAAGAAGGUCUCACUCCUGUUAGCAACUGUGCUGCAGCAUUCUGCACUAACUGCAGCCCCUAGAUUGAACACAGGUGAAUCCCCACAAGUGCAGCUCCUAGACUGAGCACAAGUGCAUUGCAGUAAACCAGAUGGCUAUCAUAUCUCCUCUCAGUCUCUUCUUUUAUGGGCUAAAGGUACCCAGCUCCUUCAACUGUUCCUCAUAAGGCUUGGUUUCCAGACCCUUGAUCAUCUUGGUUGUCCUUGUCUGCAUACUUCUCUCUGACCUUAUGCUAUUCACUAUGUCUGUAGUCUAGACACCUGUAUAGUGCAAAGAGCAUAAAACUUUUUUAUGUCCUGUAUAGCACUUGACACAUUAGCAACAAACGCCUUCUAGUAGCAGUAGGGUGAGAAUGGUAAGGGAGAAGGGUAGCAAAGGUAGCUGCUCUGAGGUACGGAGACAAACAACAAUCCUGGUGAAGAGGGAAUUUUGUUCUGUCCGCUGCUGCCCUCCCUGCACAGCAGGGUCAAUAAAGUAAAGGGACUUAUUUUCUUGAAGAUCCACUGUAUCAGGGGAAGAUGGGGAUAAGAACUGUGUCACAUAUUCCAUGACUAAUCCAGUGCAAUAGCUAGUAAAGGGGAAUACAUGUCUUGGAUUACUGUAUUGUCUUAUAUGUGGAACUGCCAUUGAAAAUGGUCUGAAAAAUUAAGGUGCCUCCAAACCAGGCAGUAAGGUUUUUAACAGAGACUGGUUAACAUGACCGAAUUACAUCAGUACUUCUUCAUUUGCACUGACUUCAACUCUGUUUCCAGGUCCAAUUCAAUCAUCAUCUAAGGCCCUUUUUCGUGUGCCUCCAUGAGAGGUCUGUAGGGCAUCAGCAUGAGAACAGGCCUUUUCUGCAGUGGCUCCCCGUUUGUGGAAUGCUCUUCCCAGGGAGGCACAGAAAUUUUAAUAAUAAUAAUUCAAAGUGCUGAUUUAACCUUUAAAGUUCUAAAUAGCUAUGGCAAGGUGACCUGAAUUAUCUCCUCCCAUAUAUACUUAGCCAGAUUCUGAAAGACCUUUUCCAGGUGCCCUCACCAAAUGAUAUGCAACUGGUGGUUCCUGGAGGGUACGUGUUUUGGGCAGUGGCAUUCCAGUUGUUGAAUCCCUCUUCAGAAAUGCUUGCCCAGUACCCACUUUAAAGCCAGUUGAAUAUAUAUAUAUAUACAGUGGUGCCUCGCAAGACGAAAUUAAUCCGUUCCGCGAGAGUCUUCGUCUAGCGGUUUUUUCGUCUUGCGAAGCAAGCCCAUUGACGGAUUAGCGCUAUUAGCGCUAUUAGCGGUUUAGCGGCUAUUAAAGGCUUAAAGGCUUAGGGGAUUAGCUGCUAAAAGGCUAUUAAAGGCUAUUAAAGGCUUAGCAGAUUAGAUAAAGGGGGAGCGAAAAAAAUCUCAAGACUCGCAAGAUAUUUUCGUCUUGCGAAGCAAGCCCAUAGGGGAAUUCGUCCUGCGAAGCAACUUCAAAAUGGAAAACCCUUUCGUCUAGCGGUUUUUCCGUCUUGCGAGGCAUUCGUCUUGCGGGGCACCGCUGUAUAUAUAGUUUGAAACAUGUUUUAAUGAAAAACAAAUAUAUUUGUGUUGGAAUUUUCAUUGAUUUUGGAAAAAUCAGGUAAAUGCUGAAGUGUUCAUUUACGUAGGAGAAAAGAUUUUCUUUCCAGGGUUACUGUGUUAUAUUGGACACAACGAAAUAAUGGAAACAUGAGCAUCAAAUACAUUGCUGCACCAAUUAUAUGUUUGCAUGUGUAUGUAAAGCAUUUUACAUGUACAUCUAAAAAUGUAAUGAGUGUUUGCAGCAAAUGUAUACUUCUACUGUACAUAUGAUAUGGCUGUAUACGCCAGGGAGCUGAAGUUGGCCUCAGCUGGUCUCUCCUCCCACCCUUGUACACAUGCUGGUAAACAUAAAUUUACUGCUGCAUAAUAUAGAAGUAGCCCUUGGUGUUGCUUUUACUGAUUUAAUACUAUUUUCAUACAAUAAGAAAGUAAAAAAGAUUAACUAGCUUGUAAUGGAAAUGUGUAUUCCAGUUUCAUAAUUUAUAAUAAGAAAUAAACAAGUAGAGAAAAGUAGUUUUAAAUUCUCGAGAAAGUGGUACUAUAGUCAGUAUUUGCUUUAUCCUUGGCUUGCAUUUUAUUAGUCAUUUGGCCUAUGUAUAAAUCCUAUGCAUGGCAAAAAAAAACCACUAAAUUGGUAGAAUGCUAUCCUUUGCUUUUACCAAACUGCAGCCACAUGCCAAAGGAGUUUUAUUUAUUUUUUGUUACAUUGCUAACUUGCCUUCACUCGAAGUUUGGGUAGUAUAUAAGAGGUCAAUUCCCUCUCUCUCCUCCUCCCUCCCUCCUUGUUUAAGCAGUGUGAAUGGCCUGAUUCUUGAUUCUGUGGUCAAGAUUUUUAAAAAAAACUUCUUCUCCAAAUCUUACACUGAAUUUUUAUUUGCCUCUUUGUUUCUACAAGCUGCUGCACCAAAAAAUAUUGAUUCCUCACUCCAGUCAUGGUUUUCAGCUAUACAUAUAAAGCUCUGGAUUGUAGUUUAGUAGAGAAUCAAAACUGUUAGCACCUCAGAUAUUCCCACCCCCAGCCCUACAGGGAGUACUACUAUAAUUGCUGUUUACUUAGGAAAAAAAGGAUCCCUUGAUACCAAGUAGCAGCCACAACAAGGAAAUGCUUUAAAAUCUUGUGAUUUCAGGUCAUUCCUAUUAUUUUGCUAACAUGUCUUACAUGUUUAUCUUAAUGGUUAUAGUUUGAUUGAUUGGAUUCAUUCACUGCCUUUUUGUCAAUGCAGUGUACAAUUUUAGAAUUGUUCAAUUUUACAGUUCUCCCACCCACUCACCUGCAGAUAAGGUAAAGCAAACAAACAAAAACAACCCCGCCCCCAUCCCUUUUUCAUUCUCAUGGAGCUGAUUAUAUCUGUUGGUCCAGUGGGAGGAAGGAACAGACUCACUGGUACACACGCAUAUGGUAACAUUUUCCUGCAGUGGGGAGGGAAUUCUCAGGUGCCUGGUAGCAAAUUUGGAUUUUUCCAAAAUCUGUGAUAAGUGUCGUGGAAUUAAACAGGAAAAUUGAGUAUAUGAGCAAUAAUUUUUCUAUAUAUGUAUCUAUGAGGUCUUUUUGUAUAUGAAAUUCACUGACCUACUCUGUUAUUAUUCUGGACUGGCUAAUUUUGUUUUAAUUAGGUUUAUGGAUAUAUGUUUUAUUUAAUGUUUUAAUGCUUCCUAAUAAGGAAAAUAUGGUAAUUUUCCUUUGAAAUAACAUGGCAUAAAAAUGCAUAAACUUAUAUUCAUGUAUUUUCCCUAUACAGUUAAAAUAUAUAGUGCUGCCAUUGAAAAGUAUUGUAUAUGACUAAGGUCUAUUAGUUUCAUUGGUCUACUUCAAAUAAUGCCACCCAUAGCCACACAAAAUGGUUUGCCAAAACAAUCAGAGUAGCAUCCAUAUCUCUCCAUCUUGUGAAUUAACAUAGAUAAACAGGGACCACAUAGCCAAGAAGCCAUGUUUUUGUAUUCUUCCUUCACUAGUUUACAUUGCUGAAUUAAUUUUUCAUCCAGGGCUAGUUGCUGGUACCACCUUCAAGUAGAAAAUGUUUCCAGCCUUUGAGUUUUGCACUAUUUCCAUAAGCGCUGCAAGGAACACUUUGAAGAUUAAGUCCUUGCAUAAUGAUUAUUUGGUUCCCCUCCCCUGCAAAAAAAAGUGAGGGCCCAGUCUAAUUGAAUGGACUGCUACUCUGUUUCCUAGUACAACCUGACUGAGAAAAGGUGCCACUUGAAUCUCAGGCCAAAGUUAUGCCAUGUUGAAUUCCUACCCAGUCAGGACAAUAUUUUCCAGACAUUUUUUUCUUUCCUUAAGCCUUUUAACAAGGGAUCGAAGUUUAUCACCUAUUUGUAAAAUAAUCUUAGUUAUAAUGAUAGCAAUGUAUUGAAAGCUGCUGAAUUUCAAAGUCAAGUAUGAAAUGGAUUUUUGCAAGUGCUUCUGCACUAGAAGUGAUAAAUUAAUAUAAAAGAUAACGCAUGUUGCAUAAUUACCGGUAUUUUUAAACCACCCAUCUUAUGGAAGCAGUCUAAUUGACUUCAGUGCUGAAAAUGUCAGUACGGCGUUCAAAGUGUUAAUAGCACAUAAUCAGCAAAAAAACUGAUUGGUAAUAUUUCAUAUCAUUUGUGUUUAUACUUUGAAAUCCAGGAGCCACUUUAUGUUUUUGAACUAAUGCCUCUAUUGCAUUUGCAAAGAGGAUUUGGGACAGUAGACAUCCUCGCUUGGUUCUCUAGGUCUGUUAGGAUGAAUAAGAAGGAUUGUAAAUUUUGCAUUGUUAGAAAUUUCAUAGAAACAAACAGAAAUACUUUUGUGUAGACUUCAAAGUUGAUGAAAAACAGGCCACACAGUAAACCUGUUUCUAUGAACUAUCCACCUUGUUUAAGGUGUUCAUAUCUCACGUAUACUCAUGAAUCUAUGUUUAUAGGUUACUUUCAAUAGAAUUAAUUUGGUUUUUUAUUAUUUGCCUUUAAAGUUAGUGAAUCAUAUUAAUUGUUUUGGCAAAUAGGUUUGACAACUUUCUGGAAUCUUCCAGUUUUAUGAUUCUCAAAUAUUGGUAUCUGGUUCUCUAGGUCAGAAGACUUGCCUCCAUUUACAUGGUAUUUUUCCUUACCUGUAUGUGCCAUAUGAUGGUUAUGGGCAGCUGGCAGAACAUUAUCUGCGUCAUUUGGCAUUCAGCAUUGACCGAGCACUGAAUGUAGCUUUAGGAAAUCCAUCCUCUUCUGUUCAGCAUGUAUUCAAAGUGUCACUAGUAUAUGGAAUGUAAGUAUUACUUUAUUAUCCCUUUUUAAUUUGGUGGGUUGUGGGGCAUGAGUUGCUGUUGACAAAAUUUAAAGACACUUAUAAGGUAUUCAGGUUAUAAAGCACUGUUAGUUAAUAAAGGAUUUAGAAUCAUAGAAUUGUAGAGUUGAAAGGGAUCUUGAGAGUCAUCUAGUCCAACCUCCUUAAAUGCAAGACUCUCAACUAAAGUAUCCAUGACAGAUGACAACCACCUGGGGGAGUAUGUUGCACUCUCAAACAAUUCUUAUUGUCAGAAAGUUCUUCCCAAUGUUUAGUCAGAAUCUCCCUUCUUGUAACUUGAAGAAAGGUGUAUUAAAAAUACUUAUGCAAAGGCUUUGAGUUUACAAUAUUUGUUAGUAUCCUUAUACACAGAAGAGAACAACUUUCCCCCUCUGAGUAAGUCAUUUCAAUUCCCACUCUCUCACCAGUUUAGUUGCCCUUUUGAUGCCAUGUAAACUUGAUGUCCUGAGUUUAGUUCAACCCCAACUUUUCUUUCUCUGAAGAAUUUUUUUUAAAAGUGGGCUAUAAAUUUAUUAAACAAAAUAAUUAAAUAUAUUGACUACACAGGUUUCCAGUACACUUGUGCUAUAUUCUUUAACUUACUAUAUUUUUGGUAAGCUUUUGUAAUAUUUCCUGGAUAGUUUGAGAACCAUAUGUGAAAGCUUUGUUUUAAAGCCAUCUAGGAUUGUGUUAGUAAGCAAAGUCUUACCUUUCAAGUCCUGUGAUUCACUCUGGUCCAUUUACUACAUAGUUUUUGGAUGAUAAAAUGCCCCUCAUGUAGGACUAGCAAACAACCAUAAUUAUGAUGCACAGAGGAUAUCCAAAUCUGGAGCUUAGUGGAAGGUCUGAAGUGCUGAACUGCCAUUUACUGCAAUAGGGUUGUUCAGCUUACAGAUCAUGGGACAAACAAUAACAUUACACCUUACUGAAUAUUUGUUUUCCAGACCUUUUUAUGGUUACCAUGAAAAAGAAAGACAAUUUAUGAAGAUCUACCUUUAUAAUCCUGCUAUGGUGAAAAGGUAAUGUAGUAAAAAUAUGAUGUGUCUACUUUAGAAAAUAACACUUUCCCUGUUACCUUUCAAUAUUGCACUCUGCCAGCAGCUGCCUUUAAAGACAAUUUAGAAGCUGCUGCUUCUAAUUCUAAUUUGUGGAUCACUGGUGGCUCCUGGAUCAUAGUUUGGGAACUUCUGGCUUAAACAGAUGCAAACAGCUUCUUUUAAUAUCUGCUCCUGCAAAUACAACACAUGUAAAUUGGCUCUUUGGAGCAUGGUUUUAGUGCCUAAAAAUUUCACUGUUUAGCUAUAAUUCUGUGUGCUAGAAAAAGUAUAUUUUGUACUUUUGGCUUGUGUUUCAGUAUUGAUCAGCAUUAUAUUUCAACCAGUGCUAUGUUUAAACCAGCAUUAUAUUUAAAUAACAUGGUAAUAUGUUUCAUUUCUAACUUUUUCCCAUUUUAGAGUGUGUGAGCUUCUACAAGGUGGAGCCAUAAUGAAUAAAAACUAUCAACCUCAUGAAGCUCAUAUUCCCUACCUCCUCCAGCUCUUUAUAGAUUACAACUUGUAUGGAAUGAAUCUAAUAAACCUGGCUGCUGUCAAGUUUAGAAAGGCGAAGAAAAAAGGUAUGCAAUUCCAAUUCAUAAAUAUUAUUUAGCAGUUUUUGACAAAUCUCUGGAAUAGACUUUGUGUGACACAAGAUAUGAUAAUUGAUUCUGCCUUUCUAAUAAAUGAUGUAUUUUCCAUACUAUUCUUCACUGUUGGUAUACCAUGUAAUAUGUAAAGAUGUAGUUUGAAUUGAGGAAAGAAACACAGUACUUUCCCACAUUUAGAGACAAUUUAUUCAGCUUGGGGUUCUCUUAGGGUUAUUUUUGUGAUGAUAGGAAGUUAGCUGGCAUAUACAGAGCUACAUUGGAACUACUGCAUCCUCCAAUUUAAGCAUUAGCCAGCAGUCAUAGAUGACAAGGAAUUCCAUGCAGCUGAAUAUGGUGAAUUGCUUCAUUUUUCCUCUGUGCCUAGGAUAGACACCAGGUAGGCAGCUAGAGGAGAGACGCCCCCUCCUCCACACCUAGCAUAGAAAUGCUCCCAUAUGAGAUGUGAUGAUCAAUCGAGACGACCUCCCCAAACCUAUGGAAACACUGGUAGAGACCUAUUGGAUUAGAGGCUUUAAAUAGGCAUUAUAAAUUGGUUCUAAGUAGUGGUUCCAACUUUAAGAUGCUGUUACACUUUUCACAAUAAAUGACAGACUAGCUGCUAUCAUUGUUGUUUAUUGUAUUUUAGAUUAUUUUAGUUUAUGUUUAUUACAUGUGAAAAAGAAGUAAAAUACAUUAAAAAGGAAUGCAGUGGGAUGAUUCAGCAGGCUAUUAAUUCUGUUUUCAGGCUAGUAAUUUUCUAUGCUUAUUCACAAAGUUGUGCUAUUUAGAUCGUACAGCUGCCCUACAUUUGUUGUAAGGCUGAUAAGACAACAACCAUCUCAUGCAUUAACUGAAUACAUGAGGAGGAAGCUGGAACACUCCUGUCAGCCCUACCACAGAUGCUGACACAUUCUUUGUACAUCCUCACCACUCCAGCUCCAGGAACAUAGCCAGCAGGCAAAAAAGCAUUUAGUGCAUAUAUAUGGGGGAGCCUCUGCUUUAGGAAAUCUGUCAUAGGCAGUAGCAGACAGUUGGGUGUAGUGGCAGUGCUUACUCCCUGACUGGGAGAAGCCAGAUAUUUGGAAAGUUAGUGUUGUGCAAUGCACUGGCAGGAGUGCUGUAUCAGCUCCACUUCUGAGUUUGCACAGUGGCAACUUUCCUUCUGCCUUGUUUCUCCCACUUUCCAGAAACAAACCAGCAAAAACUGGAAAAAUGUGGGGAGUCCCAUUUACUCCCUGGGCCUUCACACCACUGAUAAUGAAACUGUAUAUGAUUGAGGCAAUGUGUGUACACAGACAUUUCCCCUUUCCUCUGUAGGACCUUGUUAACAUUUCUCAAGCUCCUCCUUCCAUGAAUGUCAAUAAUUAUCUUUGACUCUCUACCGUGACACUACUUUUCAACACUGGGAGAGCAGGUUUAGCCCUUAUUUAUUUUACUUAUUUUUUUAAAAAAAUUACACCCUCUUUUCACUAUCAAAAUCUCAAAGCAUCUUACAACGAUAAAAAUAAACAUUUAAAAAACAAAUUAAACCUCAGAUACUUAAAACCUCAGAAAUAUAAAAUUUACCCCAACUGCUAGAUUGCGACCGCUUCAAAUUCUCUGACAGAAAUGUCUGGCUCAGAUUAAUCUCUUCCAAAACCAUACUUUUUUUAUCAGGCAACAGGAAACUAGUACUGUUGUGAGAGGACAGUUGAGUUAUACUAAUGGGCAUUUGGUUAGGGACCAAUCUGUGGAACAGAGUAUUGAGAGCAAAUAAAAUAUGUGACCCAAGCAAAUAAAAGCUAAGGCCCUAGAAGCUCAAACUUUGUUGGAAAGUAUUAGUAGGUUCUCUUCUACUUAUGCUAUGCCCAAUGUUCUCUGAAUCUGAAAAGGUCACAGGGCAAACAAAUGGGAUUAGAGUUUUAAGAACAUAAGACAUAUCCUGCUGGAUCAGAGCAAAGGCCCAUCUAUUCCAGCAUCCUGUUAUCACAGUGGCCAACCAGAUGCCUAUGAGAAGCCCACAAGCAGGACCUGAGCAUAAUAAUAGUUUCCCCGCUUGUUUCCCCAGCAGCUGGUAUUCAGAAUCAUAUACCUACUGAUACUCUUGUAUUUUCUCAAGCACCCUUUCUUAAACUGAUUUUGCAUUUAUUUUUGUUAUAGGAUUCUGACUUCAUUCACAAUGCAAGUGGAAUAUGAAUGUUUUGUUAAAGAAACAACAACAAAAAUCAUUUUCAAUAUAAAAUGUUUAGAGUAAUAAUAGUUCACAGUACCUGAAAGCUUAUCUACUGUUAUCUGUUUGUAGGUGAUGUAUUAGAAGAAAGUGGAUCUUAUAAAUACAGUUUGUCGGGACAUUCUGCUACCAAAACCCUUCUUCAAUGGGAAAACAAUCAAAUACCAAGGUUAGCAUCUCUGAAUAUAUAUCUCUCUAAAUAGUCUUGAGACCACUUAGUCUAAAAAAUAGUUAUGGCAUAAGCUUUCAUGGACUGCAUUCCACUUCAUCAGAGGCUUGAAGUGUUACCCUGAGGUACAGAAAUAUAUGCAUAUUUGGGGAAAAUUGUAAACAGUAAUGUCAAAAGAAAAGGAAAUGCUAAAAGUAUAGCUGUUGAUAAUUAUGUUAUUAACAGUGGCCACUGACUAAAAAAUAGUUGGAAGUAUACAUGUCCAGGCACUGGUUAGCUAAUUAACACAUGAAAUGUGAGAAAAAGAAAUAUUUGCCCCGGUUCAGUGUCUACUUGCUGUCACUGGUGGAUUGAUUCAAGACAAAGGUGGCUGGAUGGAGGAAGCACAGAUAGGCCCAGUUAAGCCAUGUUUAAGAAUAUGGUUCUGACCAAACAGGAUUUACUAAAUACAGUAAGUCUUCAACUUAUGCACAUUUCACUUGUGUGCAUUCAGCUUUACACCAGUGGCAAAAAAUAAAUAUAAAGUAAGGGGUGGGGUUCUGGGAAAAAUUGCUUUGGCAAUCCCACUCACUGUUGAACACAAUGUGUUUUGACUAUACACAAUUUUGACUUUAGGCGCAAUCCCUGUAUGGUAAGAAUUCACCUCUACACCACUUGUUCAUUACCCAGUUGAGGAACAGCCACCUUUUGAAUAAACAACAGACCCAAGGAAACUAUUUCCAAGUCCAGCAUCCAGAUUUAGGGACCCAGCAUUUAUCAUAGCUAUUGCAAUAGGACAGAGCUCAUUCAACUCAAUGUGCCAGUUGAGAAGGUCUGCCUCAAGGCACUUUGGAACAGAAGUUUAUAUAGUAGUUCAAACACAGCAAACAAAGAGUCAUAAAACAUCUUCACAUGCAUCAGGAAAGGUUACAGGUCAUGAAAAGUAAAGCAAAUGUGGCUGCAUACUGGUAUCUUCACCUCCACAUCACCUUGGAGUGGCCCUGAUGUGUCCAGACCAUUUUGAAUAGCCAGAUAUCUGGCAUUGCCCUGGCAACCUAGCCUUCAGUGAGGGAAGAACAUCAUAAAAUCCUCUUCCUGGGUCUCAGAUAGCUUCAAUGAUAGCUGAUUUAAACUCUGGUGCUAAAACAUCCUGCCAUUUGUACCACUUUCAGUGGUAGAUAAGGAGAGAUGGAAUGCAGCGUAGGAAUGGGGAGACUAACAAAUGCAGAACACGCAAAAAUCAAGCCUAAUACAUUCUAAAAGGUCUCUAAUUCUUAUACUGUAUCACCUGGAAUGUAACUGCUGCAUAAAUUGCAGGCUUACUGUAUUACUGCUUAGUUGAUUGUGGUAGAAGAACGGUUAAUAUUUCCAAAUAUUGUAAUUUAUAUUAGGCUAUAUUCCACCCAUAUAUAUUUUAUGGUUGCCUGAACUCCAUAGCCCCUAAAAUCCUCUGUGUUAUCUCUUAUCCUCACUGUCAGCCUCAUUUAUUUAUUUAUUUAUUUACUUACUUACUUACCACCAACUCAUAGAAAUAUCAAGGCCAUCUACAGCUAUAUAUAUACAAGUACAAUAAAACAUCAAACACAAUAAAAAUACAAAUCUUGCCUAUAUUUCUAUCAUUGUGAACACAUGAAUCUGUCCCUUUCGGUACAUUCACAAACCACUUAUUUAAAUACAUCCUGACUUACCGUAUUUUUCGCUCUAUAGGACGCACCUUGUUUUAGAGAGGGAGAACAAGAAAAAAAAUCCUCCCCAUCUCUGCGCAGCGCCCCUUCAGCGAAGCGGCAGGAGAAACUGAGCCCCUUCCAUUUCUCCUUCCGCUUAGCUGAAGGGGCGCUGCGCCUUAGCUGAAGGGGCACCUACCCUUCAGCGAAAGGAACCCGAAGCCUCCGGAGCGCGGCGGGAGCGCUCCCACUGUGCUUCAGAGGCUUCGCGUUGCUAUCGCUGAAGCAAAGGAGCCUGCAUUCGCUCCAUAAGACGCACACACAUUUCCCCUUAAUUUUUGGAGGGGAAAAUGUGUGUCUUAUAGAGCGAAAAAUACGGUAGCUGUAUUUAUCCCAUGGGACAUAUUCUGAACCUAACUUGCUUGUAUACUCUGCCCCGUGCUGCCUGCAAAUCUCUAUAGAUACUUUCUUUCAGUGGUGCUGUUUAUGUAAAAUGAGUCUCUUUCUCUCAGUGCCAUUAAGGUAGGGAACAGGUGAUGAUUUGCAUACAUGUUCAUUCAGGGUGCAUGACUAAUAUGCCUCUGCUUACCAUCUAACUAUGGCAUAAAUAUCAUGACUUUAAAAUGUUCAGACUAUUUAAGAUAAAUUGUGAUUUAAUAUUCAGUUAGUUGUUUUUUCUACUAUUAGAAUUUAAGAAAAUAUAAUUUUAGUGGGAAAGUACCAUAUUUUAACCAUCCUUUAAUUUUAAUAUAAUUACAGUUCUUUGAUACUGGAGGGUGUUGAACCACAGAGUACCUGUGAACUGGAAGUAGAUGCAGUGGCUGCUGAUAUUUUAAACAGAUUGGAUAUUGAAGGUAAACAAUUUUGCUUUGUGUAAUCAUUUAAGGACAUUAACAAGUUUGUUUUUUAUGCAUGCUUAGCACAAUCUUCCCGAGCUGUUCCUCCAGAUAUUUUGGACUGCAUCUCCCAUCAGCCCCAGCCAGCAGAAAAGGGAGGCUGGCAUAGCCCAAUGCAUCCUAAGUGGUAUUUAAAACCUCUAAGUUACAGUUAACCUAGUAAGUAAAUAUAACUGAAGAGAUUAUAUAAACAAGUGACACAAGGUGAAGGCAGGAACAGGUGGCGGGGUGCUAUGCCGCUACCCUCCCAACAGUGGCAUUGCUGCCACUUACUGGAAAGGUGCAGGGACAGGUACGCUAGCUGAGCCACUUUGGUACUGAAGACAGUGUCCUACCUUACUCCCUCAGCAUUAUGGUAAACAGCAGCAAUGCUGCUAUUGGGAGUGUAGCAACAUAGCACCCCCUCACCACAGUAGUCACUUUGGGAAGGCAAUUGUCUGAAAAUAUUGUCAGGUUAAUUCUUGCAAACAGCAUAGAUUGUACAGACAAGAGGUUUUGCAGUAAGCUUGACACUCCUGUUGAAUUUGCUGUAUUUUUCACUUUUUCCAGCCCAGGUUGGUCGGAACCCAGGUUUGCAAGCGAUAUGGGAUGAUGAGAAACAACGGCGUAGAGAAAACAAUGAGUCCUCUCAAAUUAGUCCUCCUAACUCACAAGGUAACUCACAGGGCAAAGUUGUUGUUGUUGUUGUUGUUACAUAUUUAUUUCUCAGUCACAAUUCCUGGGCAGGUACGUUUGAUGGGUCAGUACUCAAUUAAGCAUUUGCUGCUUGUUGGGUUGUUAAUUUUAUCAUAGCAAUCAGAAAGUCAAGAAGCUUUCCCAUUCUUCUUCUAAUACAGUUGUUGUUGUUGUUGUUUAGUCAUUUAGUCGUGUCCGACUCUUCGUGACCCCAUGGACCAGAGCACGCCAGGCACUCCUGUCUUCCACUGCCUCCCGCAGUUUGGUCAAACUCAUGCUUGUAGCUUCGAGAACAUUGUCCAACCAUCUCGUCCUCUGUCGUCCCCUUCUCCUUGUGCCCUCCAUCUUUCCCAACAUCAGGGUCUUUUCCAGGGAGUCUUCUCUUCUCAUGAGGUGGCCAAAGUAUUGGAGCCUCAGCUUCAGGAUCUGUCCUUCCAGUGAGCACUCAGGGCUGAUUUCCUUAAGAAUAGAUGCGUUUGAUCUUCUUGCAGUCCAUGGGACUCUCAAGAGUCUCCUCCAGCACCAUAAUUCAAAAGCAUCAAUUCUUCAGCGAUCAGCCUUCUUUAUGGUCCAGCUCUCACUUCCAUACAUCACUACUGGGAAAACCAUGGCUUUAACUAUAUGAACCUUUGUUGGCAAGGUGAUGUCUCUGCUUUUUAAGAUGCUGUCUAGGUUUGCCAUCGCCUUUCUCCCAAGGAGCAGGCGUCUUUUAAUUUUGUGACUGCUGUCACCAUCUGCAGUGAUCAUGGAGCCCAAGAAGGUAAAAUCUCUCACUGCCUCCAUUUCUUCCCCUUCUAUUUGCCAGGAGGUGAUGGGCCCAGUGGCCAUGAUCUUCGUUUUUUUGAUGUUGAGCUUCAGACCAUAUUUUGCGCUCUCCUCUUUCACCCUCAUUAAAAGGUUCUUUAAUUCCUCUUCACUUUCUGCCAUCAAGGUUGUGUCAUCUGCAUAUCUGAGGUUGUUGAUAUUUCUUCCGGCGAUCUUAAUUCCGGUUUGGGAUUCAUCCAGCCCAGCCUUUCGCAUGAUGAAUUCUGCAUAUAAGUUAAAUAAGCAGGGAGACAAUAUACAGCCUUGCCGUACUCCUUUCCCAAUUUUGAACCAAUUAGUUGUUCCAUAUUCAGUUUUAACUGUAGCUUCUUGUCCCACAUAGAGAUUUCUCAGGAGACAGAUGAGGUGAUCAGGCACUCCCAUUUCUUUAAGAACUUGCCAUAGUUUGCUGUGAUCGACACAGUCAAAGGCUUUUGCAUAGUCAAUGAAGCAGAAGUAGAUGUCUUUCUGGAAUUCUCUAGCUUUCUCCAUAAUCCAGCACAUGUUUGCAAUUUGGUCUCUGGUAUCUCUGCCCCUAAUACAGUGCUGUAGUUAAAAAAAAUAAUGGAGACAUCAUGAUAGUAAACUUUACAUUAUUUAUUUAAGCUGCUGCUCAAGUAAGCAGUGCCUGGUUUGUUGAUUAAUUUAAAAAUGGUUAAUCAUUCAGUGCAACAGUUUCAGGACUGCUGACACAUGGUCCCAUCAGAUUGCCCCACUUACCAGCCUCACUUGCUGCAAUCUUCAGACCACCUUCAAGGACAGCCCCACACACAAUGUAAUACAGUAGUCCAGAUGAGAAAUAACCAGAAGAUAGACAACUGAGGCCAGGCUAUCUGUUCCAGGAAUGGCCAUAGCUGGCAAACCAGCCUAAGCUGGGCAUAAGCUCUCCAAACAACAGAAUCCACUUGAGACUCUUUUUUCAAGGCUUUAGGUGUAUUUCCAUUCCUUUGUGAGGCAUUGAUCACUCCUUGGACCCAUACCAUCAAUCCCCUCCUAGAUUUUACCAGAUCUUAUGGGCAGCAAUUGAGAGAGCAUGUCAGUCCCAACACUGCAAGCAUCCCAUCACAUCCUUGGGCUGCAGCAACUGAAAGUGAUCCCACAAGCUAGUGGUCCACAAGUGCUCUAGGUUCCUACAAUCAGUUGCGGCAUCAAGUAGAGGGUGAUUACAAAUGUUUUUGAGAAUGUUUGUGCAAAGAGAAGAAUUUCUCUGGAUUUAGAGUCAGUUUUUUUACACAGUGCUCUUCCUCUAAGUUGGAAACGGCCUUCUGUGAGUGGGAGAAACUAACGGUAAUUAGUGGAACAGCAAAUUUGGAUAUAAUCAACAGAUUAUAUUCCUUAUAAUAUUUUUAUAACUAUAUAAAAAGCAUGGUAAAAAGAAAACAACCUUUUUAAAAUUGGCUCAGAGCUGCUUGAAAUUCAGACUAUGUUGCUUGCUCUGAGCUUAAAAGUAUUAGAAAAAAUACAUAAAGAGAAGGGUACUAAUUGUUAAUAGAAUGCCUAUGAAGUUUCAGUUUGUUAUUUAGGAAUUCAGUAGUCUUUUCUUUGUUGCUGUAUUAACCGUCCUGUAUAACCUUUCCCCCUUAAUUAAAGAUCGUGGAUUUGUAACUGCAACAGAAAGUGAAAAAAUCUUUCAGAAGAGGCUUAAAGAAAUCCUCAAGCAAAGUGAUCUCUCUGUGUAAGUGUUCAUUUAGCUGUUACUCUUGUUUUUAUUUGUGAGUUGUACAGUCAUUUUAAAAGGUUUUAUUUAUUAAUAAGGACAUUAUCUGGAUCACUGGACUACAGUAAUGGAUCACAGGAAUUCUCUGCAGAGUUGACGCUACAUUCUGAGGUACAAUCUCCUAAAGUUGUUCCGUGUUCACCAGCAAAUAUUGUAGAAGUACACAGAGAUAAAGAACUCAGCAAAGGUUAGUAGUAUUAAUACAGUUGGCUUUUAAGUCAAAUACAGCUCACCUUACAUGAGUACAUCCUAGCUGGAAUUACUUUUAUGGAAAAACUGAGCAAAGGAGGCAAAAGAGACAUAGAAGAAUGCACAAGGAAUGAUCUUUACCUUUGCAUGUCUGUCUACAAUAUUCUCUGUUCUUUUCUUUCUGUGUCAUAAAACAGCUGAGAAAAGCAAAAAUGAAGAGAUGGAGAGAGAGAGAGAGAGAGAGAGAGAGAAAGGCACAGAAAAAACAUUUCUCCCCCUGCAUAAUUGCAUUUCACUGUUUCUGUGGGUGUGCUGAUGGUGAGGAGGAAGUGGCACCAAGGAAGAGUUACCUUCUGCAUUUGCUUUCCCCAAUAGUUUUUUUGGGCAGGGGCGGGGGGAGAGAAACUUUUGAAGAAAAGAGAGGUUUAGUGCACAUCCUUGUGCCCCACCCUCUCCCAAAAACUCUAUUCUCUUUCCAGAAAUUGCUGGGAAGAGGAGAUCUGAAUUGCACCCCUCUGUUCUCAAGUGCAGAAAGAUCUACUUUCAGGUUUCCCAUAGGCAUCUGGUUGGCCACCAUGAGAACACAAUGCUGGACUAGAUGGGUCAUUGGCGUGAUCUAGCAGGCUCUUCUUAUGCUCAUGUAAUCUUCUGCCACUUCCUCUGAGCAAAAUGCCUGGGAAGUGGCAACUUGUGAAAGGAGAAAGUACCCUUUGGAAAUGUAUUGAUCUGCUGCGAGUUCCAUUAAAAACGGUUUUAAAUAACCACAACUGAGUUUGCUCAAAUUGUCUUAAGAAAAGUCUUGCCACCAUAAAUUCCUAUCUCUUUCAGACUCUGUAAGUUGUAUAAACUUAUGCAUCUCAACUAGCACAAGUCUCUAACUAUCUUCUGAAAAUCUUGUUCAACUAAUUUGGAUAUGUUAAUAUGUUUAAUAGUCUUCAGCGACUACUUUUGUGGGGAAAAUGUGUUGGCAGCUCAUGUGCAGAGUUUUAAAUCUCAUUUUUAGAGGAGUCCAACAGGAAGUAUAAGGAGGAGGAGGCGCUUAUUAAUGAAGAAGCUAUUUUGAACAUCAUAGAAAAUAGUCAGCAUUUUCAAUCCUCAUCUCAGAGACUGAAUAAGACCCCAGUGUUCAGUAAGUACAAUAUAAAUAUAAUCUUUUUCCCCACAAUAAUAGGUUAUUCUUCAAUAUGCUGGCAGUUUUAUCUCUAGUGGUCCAUGCAGUUUGUCUAAACUGAGCUUACUCCAAAAAUUAGAUUUCUGUAAAGUAUUUCUAGUUUAGCUGUUCAUCAAUAGUGGUGUUCUGUUACUGAUUGAAAAGAGGAGCCUUUGAAUCCUAGUGCUCUGCAAAACCACUUCCCUUUGGAAGCUUGAAAUUAAAAUAUACACCGCAAAAGUGAGAAAUUAUCAAAAGAUAGUAAGAUUCUCAAAGGACAAGGGUCUCAAAAAGAAGAUACUGUAAAAAGUUUUGUUUGCCUAAUACUUGCUUUUAAAAUAUUGUGUUCAGUCUGCACAUGGAAAAUAUAGGUUAUUUAAAAGAACACAUCACAAAGAUAAUCUUGAACUUUUUAAGAUAUAGGCUAUGUCUGAAUUUGUUUUUGUUUUUCUUUCAGUGGACAGUAGUGCUGAUCAAGCCAUGAUACAUCUCUUGGCUGGGUUGGAGGAUGAUGGAUACGCAAUUGGAGGACAUGGUACAUUAUCACAACACUUCUCCUCUGGAAGCUGUAGAAAUCCCCAGAACAGUGAUGAUGAAGAAAACGAACCACAAAUUGAAAAGGAAGAAAUGGAGCUCAGCUUGCUAAUGUCCCAACGAUGGGACAGCAGUCCUAAUGACGUGAAUGCAAAGAGAAGGUAUCUUCUGUUUGUUGAAUAAUAGCUCUGGAGAAAAUGGUACUAAGUAACUUAGACUGAAGUUCUCAUACUUAAUAAAGAAAAUCAAUGUGGGUGUCCAGACGCCAGUAUACUAUGAAGAGAGGUGUUUAUUGGACAAGAAAUGUGAUUGGUGAUAUAAUUUCAUGUGGCUCAAAUGAGCAGGCAGAUAAGAAAACCCAAGGGUUACUAGACUGCCAGAGCUUGAAUGGAAUGAGAGAGAUUUGUAAGUGUGUUCUGCAAUGACUGCUCCAGAAUUCUACUCCUUACUAUGCAUUGCUAUAUUUGCUCAAUGGGUACAUUAUAUUAAUCUGUGUUAAAUACUGUGAGGAGGAAGGAACAGUGCUGCUAUGUCUGUGUAAGUUGUUACAGGAAGCCCCACCAGCAAGAAAUCAGGUUUCUCAGCAUGCAGAGAUAAAACAAAAGCACUGGCUGGGGUGGGGAGGUGGGGACUUGAUGAGAAAUUAUAGCGACAAUCGCUGAGAGAUGUAGGGGAAGAAGAGGAAUUUUCAGGCCACAUAUCCUGCUUUCUGAGUGAACAGUUUGGGGGAAUAAAUAAGAGGAUGAGCCCUCUAAAGGAAGGUCCAUUGGAGAAGGGAGCACCCAUACUUGGUGCAAAUAAGAAGGCAACAUGAAGCAGAUAUAUUGGAAUCAGGGUCUGGAACACAAACUCACAGUAGCAUGCUUGUAACAGAAGAGUGGUGGAAAUUUUAGGGGAAAGUAGGAUUUUGGAAGCAGGAUAAAAUACAAGUCCGGGGGGAGAAGUCCUGUGACGAAAACGGAAUCAACAACAGGCUCAUUCAAUAUAAUCUGAUGUAAGAUUGUAUUGGCACUCUGAAGAUCCACUGGUGGGUGGAUUUCAACCUCUGUUGAAAUUUGAACCCUACUGUGAUUUUCAUGAAAUAUUUUCAUAUUCUCAGGGGAAGAAACCACUCUAUGAUUAUUCAAUUUUGCAUCCUGUCAGUUUGAAAUACAGUUUAAUGACUGUCUUUAAAAUAUUGCAUUAGACCACAUUCUGUAGUGUAAUAAGUUAAUGUUCAUUUUUAGUAAGCAACGUUCAAAUGCUUUGUAUCCUUCCUUCCCAAGCAAAGUAUCAUGUAUUAACACCAUAACCAGUAAACUCUCAAGUGGCUGACCAAAGGUUUUUAUAUACCUGAAAUAAAUUGCACUUCCAGGUCAUUGGGCAGAAGUAGAAACCAGAGCUCAACUGAAGAUGAUGGCACUUCAGAAGAUGAUAUGGACUGGAGUGAAAACAAUUUGCUUCUGGCAAGCCUAUCUAUACCUCAGUUAGAUGGAACUGCAGAUGAAAACAGUGGUAAAUCAUAGUUUGGGAAUUUCAUAUACCCAUGAGAAAGUAGUUUUCCUUUCUUGAUAAAAAAUAUCUCAAUAGAUUCCUUUGUACUAAAUAUUCUGCAAACAUAGUCUAUGAAUUAGAAUUCUCAACAUAAAUAGGUUGAAAUAUAAAAACUGCAUUAAUUUAUCUGUUUAAAUUUCCUGACUUUCAAACUCUGACACAAAACUGUAAUGUAUUUUUUAUUUAAAAUAUUUAUUAUCUAUUCUUCAUUGCAACCGCAAUUCCAGAGUAGGUUACAAAUAAAAACAAAUGCAAGACAUAUAGUAAACUAGAUGACUCUCAGGAUCCCUUCCAACUCUACAAUUUUAUUAUUAUUUUAUUCUAACCAGACACUAAAUUUUUUUGCAACUAGCCAGGCCCCUCAUGGCAGCCAUUUUAUGGCAACUACAUCAGUUUCCAAAUGUGCCCUCAAGCCCCAUAAUGAUGGGAACUCCUGAUCUAGGUAAAAUAGAAUUACAAACUUUUCAUGUCAUUAUUUAUUUAUUUCAUAUAUUUGUAUACUACUUAAUGCCAAAACAGACCUUAAGCAGUUUAUAAAAGAUAACUGCUUUGUUUACAUGGUGAAAUUAUAGGCUAUUUUAUCAUUUCAAAAAAGAUGAAGUAUGUGAACUAAACUGCUUUUGUUUCUGUCAGGAAUAGAGGGAUACAUUGUAUCAAAGACUGGCAGGCAGCAAAGUGUCCAUUAAACUCAUUGCAACCUAGAUGCCUAUAUUUGAAGUGGUUUCUAGCUUUAUAUUCGGUAUCACAGGCAUCAACAGGGUGGCCAGUUUUAAUUGGUCCAUAGAAAUGCUUCCUCAUCUUAUUGGCUCAUAAUUACAGACCAAUAAGGGUUGAAUUUCACCCAAAUUGUAGUGAUUGGGUAAGGAGGGCUAGUAAAAGGUAGCAAAGCUCUGUGGCAGUCCUGAAAAGAGAGGUACUGUCAAGUAACAACUGCUUAUUGUAAACUUGAGAUGGCAGUUGUUGCUGCGCCAGGUUGAGGACUGCAGAGAAGUGAAGAACUCCAGGCUGAAGGAAAUGAGGACCAAGUUGAAGGCUGCAUGUAAAGUCCUAGGUGAUGGGAGUUGUGUGUUAAUGGGAGAAAGAAAGUGAUAGGGUAACUGGCCAGGCUUGGUUAGGAGAUAAAACUGCAGUUUUACGUGUCUAACUUCUUAAAGGGGCAAUAAUCCUGUUUAUUCAGUGCUAUUUAAAGUGACUAAGUGUAGCCUGAUAAAUAAUCCUUCAAACAAGCAUUACUAUUUGUUAAUACUUAAAAAUGGCUUCACUACAAUUUUAGUGCCUUGUUUUUAACUUUAAAUUUAGUAUUCUUGUCUGCUUUGUCCCAUAUCCAUCUGUAGCUACUGAAAGGUUAGCUGUUACAGGAUAAUAUAAAGGUGUGCUAUAGUGGCUGCAGAGAUGAAGUGCGGGGGGGCGGGGCGGGCACAAGUAGAAUAGUCAGAUGCGGGGAUUAAGUGGAGGCUAGCAGUAAGGAGAAAAAAAUAUUAAUCGCCACAAUGCAACUGGUGAGAAAAAUACAAGAAGGUAAGUGACUACAUGUUGGCUUAGUAUGUUCUAGGUUUGGGCUAUUACAAUAACAAGCAUAUAUAUAACAAUUAAACAAAAAUACAAGAAAACCAUAAAAUGCAAUAAAAUCCUAGAAAAACAGAAACAUAGUAGCACACUUUAAAAGCAUCUUAAGAGACAAGGGAAGCCUGACUUCAUUUGUCUUUGAGAUAUAGAUUGUAGGGAGUAACUGAAUUCCAGAUUAAAAAUACAGCAAUAAAAUAUUUGAGGGUGGUAUUUUUUUAAUAAGAUUGAAAAACUACCAAAAGUGGAAUGGUGGAAUGUAAGAUUAAGGAAGAGAUAGAGAGUUUGGGUCUCUUAGCAGUUACUAUUUUACCUAAUACUUAAGUGACUGACUAAUCUUUAAAAUAGCUGAUCUUAAAAAAUAGAAGGUGAAUAGUGAAAAUUGCAUGUGUUGUAUCUAUCCCUUUCUAGACAAUCCGUUGAACAAUGAGAAUUCUCGAACCUCCAUAAUUGCAACAAGCAAAACAUCUGUAAAGUCUUCAAUUUUUCAUAAAGAUGCUGCUACUCUGGAACCACCUUCUUCUGCUAAGAUUACCUUUCAGUGUAAACACACAAGUGCCCUUUCUUCUCAUAUUUUGAACAAUGAUGACUUAGAAGGGCUUUCUCAGCCAAACAAAGGAGACAUAAGACCUGAAUUGUCAGUCCAUUCUCUUACAAAAGAAAGCACUUACAAUGUGAAAUACCCAACAUCCUUCAAUAAUAUUCUCCAUUCUGAAAAUUCACACACAGAAAGUAAUAAAAGUGGAAUAUUCCCUGCUUCGUGUGAAACAGUUUAUGAAGACAUUUCCUCAGUAAGUAGACAUUUGCCUCACAGAAAGUACACUGGAAUAAGAAAAACUACAAAGGAUGUAUCUCUGCAUAUGAACCACCAAAUGGGUGAAAGUAUUUCGGUUCAAAAUUCUAACUUUUCAGAUUUGGUCCACUCCAAAAAUAAAGCAUCCUAUGAAGCAAAUAAAAAAGCCAGCAACACAAAUACAGAUAACCUCUUCCCAGCACCAGAAAACUGUGAAAUGGUGUCUUGCUCAGAGGGUAAUCGAACUAGUAUUUAUUCUGCUGAAGGUAGCACUGAUGGAGAUGGCCUUACUAACCUUAAAAUUAGAUAUGAAGAAUUUCAGGAGCAUAAAGCUGAAAAAACAAAUGUUAAUCAACAAGCAGCACAUUACAUGUUCUUUCCUAGUGUUGUUCUUUCUAAUUGUCUCAGUCAGCCACAAAAAUUAGGUCCUGUUAAAUAUAAAUUGAAAAAAGGCAGGAAACAAUCUAGGUUAAAACUAAAUAAAAAGAAAGUAAUUCUUAGCAAUCAGCCGUCUACAACUGUCAGCGAUAUUGCUUCCACAAAAGAGAGCUGCUAUGUACAAGGUAAUGCUAGUAAUAACAUUCCUGAUAAAGAGAGUUUGUUACCAAAUGAUAUCAUUCAGAUUUCUCCUGGUGCUUCAGAAAAUAAAUUGUCCAUGGAUACAAGUAAUUGUAUUGACUGCCAUUUUGAAGAUGGAGCUGAUGGUGCUCGAGAAUCUGAGCAGGCGUUUGGGCUAUGUGGAAAUAAGUACACACUCAGAGCUAAACGCAAGAUAAAUUAUGAAACCGAAGACAGCGAAUCUAGCUUUGGUGUGCAUAAUUCAAAAAUUAGCCUACCUCAUUCUUUGGAAAAUGAUGAAAAUAUUGAUGGGUCAAAAAAAUGUCGAAAACGAAGAAAACUUUCUAAAAAAUUACCACCUGUUAUUAUAAAAUAUAUUAUUAUAAAUAGGUUCAGAGGGAGGAAAAAUAUGCUUGUUAAACUAGGAAAAAUAGAUUCUAGUGAGGAGCAAGUUACACUUACAGAGGAAAAAAUGAAUCUAUAUAAAAAACUUGCACCUUUAAAGGACUUUUGGCCAAAAGUUCCUGAUUCACCUGCAACCAAAUAUCCUAUUUAUCCAUUAAUGCCAAAGAAAGGUCACAAAAGAAAAGCAAAAUGCAAGUCAACCAAGAAAAAGGUUGGAAAACUGCAAAACAUGAAGAGUAAAAAUAUUAAAAGAACCCUAUAUUUCAGAAGAAGAACCUCUGCCUUUCUGUCUCCCCCUCUACCAUCAUAUAGCACUGAAGCUGAAGACUGUGACUUGAACUAUAGCGAUGUUAUGUCUAAAUUAGGUUUUCUGUCAGAAAGAAGUGCAAGUCCAGUUAAUGUAUCCCCACCUCGCUGUUGGUCUCCCACUGACCCAAAUGCAGAAGAAAUUAUUAAUAAUCUAGAAAAAGAAACAUUAGUGUUUAAAAAUGCUACCACAUAUAGCACUAAGACUGUUAAUUCCUAUACAGGAAAACAUAGUCAAGCAAAAGCUCAGACUAAAAAAUGUAAAAAGCAAUUUGUUAAUACUACUGUUAGAGUUAAUAAAAAGAUUAGGAAUAAUCUGACUAACAAAACCGGAAAUGAGGUGAAGAGAAAGCCUAGAGCAAAACAAAAACAUAAAAUAGAAAAAGUGUCAAAGUUGGUGACAGUAACAGAUGAAAAAAGUAGUAUUCCUCCUUCAACUGAGGUUAAACUUGUGCUGAACCACCAUGAUUUACCUGAGAAUGCUCACAGCUUGGGAAACUCGCAGCCACUUUGUACCCAAAAAGAUAGCCAAGCAACUGGCUGUUCAACAGGGCAUCUACCAUCAGCACAACUGCCAUUGACAGCUCAUGCACAAGUAAAUCCAUUGAUAUAUUUCCAUUCACUCUUGGAAAAUGAAAAGCCUGUAGGAUAUCAAGGUUCCCUCCUGACACAGGAGGACCAUCAUCCAGCCAUAACUUCUGUGGUGUCUGGAAAGGAAAAAGCCAAAAUGAAUUUCCAAAGAGCUACUAGUCAAAGUGGUAUAUUUAGGACAAAAGAACCAAUUCAAAAUAAUUUAUUUGACCAGUCUCACCAUAUAUCUCAGGUAGCACUGAAUGCAUACAGUUCUAAAGAUAUAAUGCAUAAAAAGGCUGAAGAGGUUACAAAUUCACAGUGCAGACUUUUAUCCCCUGUUGGAAAUGUAAAUGAAAAUUAUAUUUCUUCAGAUGCAAUGAAGAUUGAUCAGAUUCAUCCUAGUAAACUUUUGCAUUGUAAAGAUAAUCAGCAGCAGAUCGUUUAUCUUCCAGAAUCAACAAAAAAUGCUGAGCAUAUUUCUUCUUUUUUUAAAACUUCUGAAGAAAGCCAUGGAUCUUUUCAGUUGCCAAAAAAAUGCUUUGUAGCUUCUUUGAGAAGUCCAGUUAAAAAGCUGGGAUGGGAACAGAAACAAAGAGGAUUUAUUUUGGAUAUGUCACAUUUUAACCCUGAAAAAAAUAUAAAACAAAAGGGUCUGUCAGAAACAACCUCUCAAACCAAAGCUGAUUCGCAGUGUAAAGGCAAGACACUGGUAACACCCUCAGCAUUCAGUGAAGGACAUUCUGGCUUAGCUGUUCUUAAGGAAUUACUUCAAAAAAGACAACAAAAAGCACAUCUAAACAACAUGCAUGAGCAGUUAUCAUUUAAAACUCAGUUGAACAGAAGUGCUUCCUACCCUCUUGAUCAAAACAAAUCGGUUAAAAAAUCACGUUCAGUUGCAUCCCCUAGAAAUCCUCGUACAUCUAGGGAGAAAAAAUCUAAAGAAAAAAAUCUCAAGCUUUUAAAAGAUUCUGCAAAGCAGCAAAACAGUAAGACUGGCCAUGUGUUAUCUGUUGAUAGCCCGGUUUUUGGUUCAGAUCCAGGUUUUGAAAGUUGCUACUCACUUGAAGACAGCCUGUCACCUGAUCAUAAUUACAAUUUUGAUAUUAAUACUAUAGGACAGACUGGAUUUUGCAGCUUUUAUUCUGCAAGUCAGUUUGUCCCAGCAGAUCAAAAUCUACCACAGAAGUUUCUGAGCGAUGUAACUCAGGACCUUUUUCCAGGUCAGGCAGCAGAAAUGGAUCUUUUAAGUCAUAAUAGCAAAAUUUCUAAGGAAGAAAACCAUUAUUCUUCAGACCCCACAGCUUGGUUAAGAUCUGGUCCACUAAGUCCUCAGCUUUUUGAUAAAAGGUGCCCGGAUACGAAUGAAAACCAUCUCCACAGCCAGUGGAAAAAUAACAUUAUUACAUCAACAUCUGAACCUAGCUUACCACUAGAUGUGCAACAGGCAGAGAUGUGCCAAAAGGAACAAUUUCAGUUGGAGAGAAAUGCUGUGAAGAAAGGAAUAUUUCUUAACCUUUCAUCGCCAAAUAGUGAUUGGAGUCAAAACCACUUUAGAAAGGAAGCCACUUUUGAACCUGUUCAGUCACUUGAUUCGAUUAGUAUAUCUUUUUCUUCCAUUUUAUCAUCACCGGAUGGUGAACUUAUGGAUGCAGCUUCUGAAGAUUUAGAGCUGUAUAUUUCAAGAAACAAUGAGGGAUUAACACCAACCCCAGAUAGUUCACCAAGAUCUACAAAUUCCCCCUCACAGUCAAAAAAUGGAAGUUCUACACCUCGUGCUGCUCACAUCCUUAAGCCUCUCAUGUCACCUCCAAGUCGUGAAGAAAUUAUGUCAACUUUACUGGAUCACGAUCUUGCAGAAGCAAUUUAUCAGGAACCAUUUUGCAGCAACCCUUCUGAUGCACCAGAAAAGCCAAGGUAAUGUGGUAAUACCAGUGGACUGUAAUCACAUUUUUCUAUUUUAUACCUAUGUAUUUUUAGUUGGCUUUAACAUAAUUUAUAUAGUCAUGGAAAUAUUAGGUGUACCUUUAAUGUAGCAUUCUCUCCUAUUCCCUUAAGCAAGAGCCAGAAUUGCAUGGGGUUAAAGUAGCUCAUUAAUCUACAACAGGGUUUCCAAAACUUGGAUCUCCAACUAUUUUUGGACUACAACUCCCAUCAUCCCUAGCUAGCAGGACUAGUGGUCAGCAGUGGUGGGAAUUGUAGUCCAAAAAGAGCUGAAAACUCAAGUUUGGGAAAUCCUGAGAUUUUAUAAAAAGUAAAUAUUCUGUUUUAUCUUUUCAGAUUCAUAAAUUCUGGGCACCUUGAAGAAUUUAACAUAGGGUUGUAUUCAAUGUUGCAUGUGUAGAAAACAAACUUGCACAGUCAGUCUUACCUUUCCCCUCCUGCUCCCAUUAUCUAUCUUGUAAAACCUCUCCAGAGGGUGGGGGCAUGGCAUACUGUAUUACACAAGGCUGAAGUUGGCAGGAGGUAUCACCCAAAAUUGAGCAGAAGGACUUAUAAAGGCAAAGGAAAAGAUCUGUUGUGCAAAUUCCUCCUGCUCAUGCAAUACUGAAUACAAUUCAUAGUCAUUAGCUAUUGCUAUGGGGAGUAUUGAAAUGUGAAUCAAAACUUUAAAUAUCUGCUUCUUCUUUGAAAUGUUGAUGACCUAAUUUGGAUAUUGACAAAUACAAGAGUUGAUACUAUGUGAUGGAAUCUUUUUUCCUGACAGUUCUUUCCUUCUAUUAAGAUAAAUUUAUUGUUAACUGAAAAUAAUAUCUUCACAGAGAAAUUGGAGGACGACUGCUUACAGUAGAAACCAGACUUCCAAAUGACCUACUUGAGUUUGAGGGAGACUUCUCAUUGGAAGGGCUACGACUAUGGAAGACUGCAUUUUUGGCAAUGGCACAAAGCCCUCGACCAGGCUCUCCGCUUCGCAGUAGCCAAUCCAUUACUGACAAAAAGCAAAGAAAUAAUCGUAAAACUAGUGAAGACAAAAAGAUAGUGAUCAUGCCUUGCAAAUGUGCACCAAGUUGCCAGCAAGUUCAGUCAUGGCUGCAGGCAAAAGAAGAUUAUGAACACUUUAGGAAAAGAAUGAUUACCAAAUCGAUUGAGGUGGAAAAGGUUGAUAAGAGUUUGAACUGCACGUCUUUGCCAAACAACACGUGUUAUCAAAUGGCCAAGGCAGUUGAGAAUUCUAUCUUGCCAAGCAAAAGUGUUGUAGAAUCAGAAGGUACUUGUUUUUCAUCCUCAAAUCCAAUGCCAGCACAAACCAUGGAAAAGCAUGAUACAGAUAUCCCUGAAAUGAGUAAGACUGUGCUGCUUGACACUGCAGCAAUAGAAACAGACAGGGAUGAGGAGAAUUAUGUUGAUUAUAGCUCCCCUGAUUCAUCAGUGCUUCCUCCUUGGCAACAAGUAACAUCCCCAGAUUCCAAACAAUCUUCCUCAGAAGAUUCAGAGGAUAUUUUAUCCUCUAUAGAAGAAAAUGAAACAUUAACAGAUGGAGAACAGAAGCUUGUCAAAGAGGAAAGCAAGAUACCCUUCACCGUCUCCCCAUUUGUGAACAAAGGAUGCAAUAGUAAUUCUGAAACUGCUUGCCUGCAUAGUACACCCCUUAGAGAGGAAAUGUGUAAAGGAGGAAUAAAUGAAACACCUGGAUUCACUCCAUUAUUACCAGGUAAGAUUAUGAAAGGAGUGGUUUGCAGUAAUUGAAAGUGAAAUUAUGCAAAAAUAUAUGUACUUAUGUAAUAGAAGAUAGCAAUAAAAGCUUUAAACCACUUAUGGAAGUACUAUUAGACAAGUAGUUUAAGGUUUACUAAUAGAAAAUAGCCUUAACCAGAAUAACUUGAUUUUUUCCAUAAUAUGUAAUUAGCAUGACCAAGGAAAUGAAGAUUAAUUUUUAUACUUGGGAUAACUUUUAGGACCAGCAGUAUAAGAUGCUGCAGUGUCAGACCAUUCUAUGCCUUGAUAUUGUACUUAACAUUUUGUAGCUUUUGAAAAAUUAAUUCAGUAAUACUAAAGGAUGCUUUGAGGGGUUAAACCACUGUGGGUUAAACCACAGAGCCUAGGACUUGCCGAUCAGAAGGUCGGCGGUUCGAAUCCCCACGACGGGGUGAGCUCCCGUUGCUCAGUCCCUGCUCCUGCCAACCUAGCAGUUCAAAAGCACAUCAAAGUGCAAGUAGAUAAAUAGGUACCGCUCCGGCAGGAAGGUAAACGGCAUUUCUGUGCACUGCUCUGGUUCACUAGAAGCGGCUUAGUCAUGCUGGCCACAUGACGCGGAAGCUGUACACCGGCUCCCUUGGCCAAUAAAGUGAGAUGAGCGCUGCAACCCCAGAGUCGGUCAUGACUGGACCUAAUGGUCAGGGGUCCCUUUACCCUUUACCUAAAGGAUGCUUUAGUAUAUUUUUGUUGUGGUAGUCACUCAUUACUUUCUUCUCUUUCCUUCACCCCAGGUCCAAACAUUCAGAAAUUGAAUCCUAGAAGGGGAAGGAAUAUUGAUGCUUUUCGAAAAGUACUUUUAAGAACUCAAGUCAAGGUAAAAAUGGAAUUGGAUGCAUUUUUAUUAGGCUCAAUUUUAGUUAUUUUCUGAGUUCUGAAGUAAAAUAUUUUACCUUUUUACAUUACGGUAAGGAUACUUCUGUACAAUAAUUAUACUUCCAAUUUUUCUUAAUUGAAAUUGCAUCAUAAUAUUUGCACUGAAAAGUGUCUUGAUAACAACUGAUGCAGAACACAGCAAGUGAUUAACUGCGUCUGACCAUUGUGAACACAUCAGUCUGCCGUUAAAAGAAAAUCAGUAGCUCCCACUUUAUUUCUGGACUCAAUUCAUAAUACUGAUUUGGGUAUAUUUGAAUACUGCAGGGCUCUAGCAUGUUUUGUAAAACAGUCCUUCUGUGAGCAGAAAUUGCAUUCUGUGCCAGAAAACUACCUUUAACUCUUUGGUACUUAUCUGUAGGUAACAAAAUGAUCCUGAUUGUGAAUAAUGUUGAUUCCCCCCCCCCCAAGUCAAAUUCUAUAUUAGUUUGACUUUCCUUAGUGCUAAAUACAUUUAGAAUGCAUGUUGGGCACCUAGAACCUGAUUUAGUCAGACUUUGGGACCCAUUCCUAUACACCUGCAGCAGCAAAGGACCCCUUGUUCCUGUGGUGCAAUUCCUUGUGACUGAUAUGCAUGUGUGAAUACUGGAAUCAUGUUGAUAGAGUUAGUUGCUUCCCUCCUCCAGCCUUUUAUUGCUUAGCCAAAAGUUAGGAAACAGUUGGUGCGCAACCUUACAAGAUUUGCCAUACCCAUAAAUGGUUGCUCCAUUUAGACACACUCUUAGUGGUGUGUCUAAUGCUACAGUGAAAUGGUUCUCAUGCAUGUGCAUGUAAAUAGAAUAGAAGUUUGAUAUGGCAGGGCUUCUGUUCCUGGAAAUGGGUAUGAGUUAAUAUAUUUUAUUACUGUUAGCAACUGAAGAAAAUGAGUAAUCCAAAUAAUGAGUAAUCCCAAUAAUUGAAUUUGUUCAAUAAUUAGACUUGGUAGAGUUAAGGCCUUAAUCAGUGAAAAGUUUAUUGUUGUUAAUGUUUUAUUUUUACAGAACCGAUUCACGCCUUUAAAUGCCCCAAAGAAAGAGACUUCUCAGAUUGAAGGACCAUCAUUAAACAACUCAUAUGGUUUUAAAAUAAGUGUACAAAAUCUUCAAGAAGCAAAGGCUUUACAUGAGGUAAUUUACAGUAUUAUUGAAGAUGCUUUACCUAUGGUUGCAUUUGUUUUUUCUAUGUGUUUAGCAAUUCCUGGUUUUAUCUGUAAGCUGCCUUGAGUUAUGUCAGGGGGAAAGGUGGGAUAUUUCUUUCAUUCUUCAGUCAGAUUUAGCAUUUAAGAGGGUUUGUGUUUUACUCAAACUGCUGUGGCAGUAACCAAAAUUGUGUGGUUGCUGCUGUGGCAGUAACCAAAAUGUGAGAUUCUUGAUUUCUAUUUUAAAUACAUCCAGGAUUUAAGAAUUUUAGUAUAUGACUGCUUAUCCACUGGAUUUAUUUAUUAUAUUGUACAGGCAGCCUUCCAUUUACUCACGUUCAAUAUGUCCAUGAUUGUGUAUAUGUGCAUUGUGCCAAACUUGGAAGUGACCCAGAAACAGCAUAAAGACGUCACUGAACCAUCACCAAAGGGGUGGAAUGGGGUGUUUGCAGGCUUUUUCAAUGAGUUUCAAUUUUAUGUGAGUUCACUGACCCUUGUGGUGCCUCGGAACAUAACCCACAUGUAAAUGGGGGGUUGCCUGUAUUCUAUUUUUAUCCGGCUCUUCAAAGAAAUACUGUCUCCCAAAACUGCUCACAUCAAUAAAACAAUGGCAUGUCUUGUCAUCAGACUAGCAAAUUAAAAAGGCAAGAUACAUGAUGGAUGGAAGGAAAGGGAAAGGAAAGAAAGGAAAAGAGAGAGGAGGAGGUUUGUUAAUGCCAGGAUGAAGUUGUGAACUGGACCCAGCUGAUCUUUCUUUGCUGUUUUUCUUGCUUGUAUAGAAGUGGUGCAACUACCCAGUGGCUCUUUGUAGAUGGCAAUAAGGAGAUAGGCAAAUCUUGGAGUAAAAUGGUCAAUAUAUAUCAAAUGUAACAGAAGUAAAGUUGCGUCAAAGUAAUGCAUGUAGCUUAUGUGUAACACAAAAUGGAAUACCCAAGGAAGGCAAAAAGUAUGCUUUUUCAUAGCUUAUCUGGAGCCAUUAAAAACAUGCUUCUUGAACCCUCAAAUGAGUAAACAGUUGUGACCUGGGGUAAACUUGCCAAGCCCAGAAUGGAUGAGUUGUACUGUCUGUCUGGCCCUGACUGAGGGCCAGACAGGCCUUAUGUAGGCCUGCAAAUCUCACUCAGGAAGACCCAUAAGACCAGGAAACCUGGCUUCUGUGAGACUUUGUCUCAUAGGUCCCAUGAGAUUUGGAAAUCCCCAGGUCUCAGACUUUCCCUCCCUGGCAUCGCAAGCCAGGGUAGGUGUGCUGGAUGGACACUCAGUAAUCUCCCUACCUGCAAACUUGUAGCCUCAACAAGCCUUGUUAUCGUCACAGAUCCCCUAGGCCUCUGGCUGGUGCAGAAGCAUUCUCAUCACUUCUAAAGUCAUGGGACAACUGGCAAUUACAGCAGAGUUCUUUCUGAAGGGAAGGAGGAAAGCAACCUUCCUGCAGCUGUUUCUUUUUCAGCUAUCUAAAAAUAUUGCAGGCAUUUAAAAAAUGAAGUACAGUGGUGCCUCGCAAGACGAAAUUAAUCCGUUCCGCGAGUGUCUUCGUCUAGCGGUUUUUUCAUCUUGCGAAGCAACCCUAUUAGCGGAUUAGCGCUAUUAGCGGUUUAGCGGCUAUUAAAGGCUUAGCGGCUUAGCUGCUAAAAGGCUAUUAAAGGCUUAGCGGCUUAGAAAAAGGGGGGGAGCGAAAAAAAAUCUCAAGACUCGCAAGACAUUUUCGUCUUGCAAAGCAAGCCCAUAGGGAAAUUCGUCCUGCGAAGCAACUCAAAAACGGAAAACCCUUUCGUCUAGCGGGUUUUCCGUCUUGCGAGGCAUUCGUCUUGCGGGGCACCACUGUAUUUAACACAGCCCUGGAAAUUGUUCUAAGAGUAGCAGAUCUAGCAGGUGUAGGCAGCCUGCAUAUAGAACACAAGAUCCUCUUUGACGGUAAUGAGACUUUGAGGUUCUUGGUUUUUAAUCUAAAUACAAUCUGGAAUGACAGAUCUUUGCUUGUAACUUUGCUUGCCCUAUGCUUUUGUUUAUUACAUUACAUCAGCCUUUGCCAAUCUGGUCCCAGCCUGUGCUGACUGGUUGGUGGUAGUCCAAAAUAUAUGGAAAGCACCAGGUUGGCAAAGGCUAUGUUACAUUAUCUCUUGCACUGAUGACCUGUGCUUGAUUAGCAUUAAGAUUUUUCAGCUUGCGGAAAGUUAACAACCUGAUCUGAUAAAAUAAUUUACUGCCCUGCUUUUCAGCCGCAGUUGGCUCCCCAAGCAGCUUGCAUUUAAAAUCCAUAAAGCAGACAAUGUGUUAGAGAUACAUGGAGGUAUCUGGCAGUUGAUGUCAUAGUAUUCUCCAAGCUUAUCCUCAAGUCUAGAGGAAGAGAGGGAAAGGACUUGCAGAUGGAAUGAAGGGCAGAUUAAUGGAAAAUAUGCCAACUCACAGAAGUCACCCUCCUGAUUAUCUGCAGUCUUCUCUUUUAUAUUCCCCUUACUUUGUGUCAAAACUAAUUAGGUAUAACUCAUUUAAUAUGUAUUUUAUUUGGAUUUCACAUUCAAAUAAUCCAUGUAUAUUUUUUUCUGUUGCGUUAUAUUUUGGUAUGCUUUGUGUAUUGUGAAUGUAACCACCUGCCUUUAAAAUAAAUUUAAUGUGAAGUCUAAAUUUCAGAGCCAUUCAAGCAGGGUUGAUGCUAUGUGUCAGUUUUCCUCUUGCACACUGGUCAUAUCCUGAAUUAGGUAAAAAUAUGUAUUAUUAUGGAACAUUGUAUAAUUGGGCAAUUCUUGCUCUGUUUACAUAGUGAUUAAAAAUUAGCUGAUGUGGGAGUUUCUGGGUAUCGUGACUGUAAUUUCUUAUAUGGGUGCUUGUUUGGUAGUGAUUGCAUUUGAAUAUUAAUAUUUGGUUUUGGCAUCCUGCUAAAAAAAAUCCUCAGAAAGUGUGAAGAUAGGGAAUGACACAAGCUGUUUGAAAUACAGUGCUAACAAAAUUUAAUGCAGUGUAUAAAAUACAUGACUUCUAAGUAUCAGAUACUUGCUGUAGAUUGGUACUUUGAAAAAAAUGCAUAAAUCUUCAAUAGUCUACAUUUCCUAUACUACUUUCAUUUAAUCCCAGUUAUUAUAAUUAUCACAAAGCAUACUCUAUAUUUUUCUCAAUUUCCACAAGCAAACGUGAGGUUAUUUUUAUUGCCCAGCAUGUAAAAUAAAUUGAUAGUUUCAUAUUUAAUUUGAUUCAAAGGUAUCUUAAAAGAAGAUAACAAUGUAUACUUUUUGCUGUAGGUUCAACAUCUUACACUUCUCAGUGUAGAGUUACAUGCGCGAACAAGAAGAGACUUGGAGGCAGACCCUGAAUUUGAUCCUAUCUGUGCUCUAUUCUACUGCAUAUCAUCUGACACACCGUUGCCAAAUACUGAUAAAAUGGAAAUCACUGGUGCUAUAGUGAUUGAUAAAGACAGAACAAGAACAAUCUCAAGCCAAGGUUCUUAUUUCAAUUUUAUUUUAGGAAUUUACUUCAGUGUUUGAAUGUUGUCAUAUUUGGGUAUUAAUGAACAAUAUGAGAAAAUGAGGCUUUGAAGGAUCUUUGCUAGUGUUGUUUAAAUUUAUGUCAUCUCACUGUCCAAUCAUGAGAAGCAUAGUAAUGGUUUCUACCUUAUAUCUUCCUGCGCACAUUUGCAAGGGCUAUAAUGCUUUUAAAUAUCAAUUAAUAAUAUAUUAAACCAAAGUUUAAUAUUUCACGGCAUGCUCCUGCGGAAGUCCAGAAGAUAUAAACAGGAAAACAUGUCUUAGAAGGAAGUGCUCAAAACCCUUGUGCUGGACCAGUUCCUUUUAGUUUGCAUUGGGACUGUUCAAGAACAGCAACUUUGGUAAUCUGUCAAAAUUGAUUUUAGUAGAAAUAGCAAGUUGAUUUUGUUAAAUAUUGCAUAAGGGUUGUUGUGUGGUUUUCUCUGAUCUUUGUAGGGUCUAAACAGGGCCCUUAUUGUAUUGUACCUUUUUGGCUUUGUUUAGACCAGUGAUACUCAACCUGUGGCUCUAGAGCCGGAUGCUCUUGAGGCCCUACAGGCGGCUCUCGCAGUGUAGGCAUCUGAUCGGCGCUCCAUUCUAUCAGGCAGCGCGGGGAGCACUGACCAAAGGACCGGCAGUGUGGGAGUCACUGAAGUACCUCCUCCCAUAGGAGGAAAGCGAAGGAGCUGCUGGGAUCUCCCCACAGGUAAGAAUAGAAAUUGCCUCCAACCCAGCAGCCAUGGGGGGAGAAUGGGGAAACCUCCCUCUUUUUCCCAGCAGCUAAUAGAAACUGAAGAUUACAAAAUGUCUUGUAACAUAUGAUAUUUGUGGUGGCACGGCAUCAUCACAAAUUAAUGUAACAUCAUGAUGCAAGGUUGCAAUGUUGGUACUUGAUGUUAUGCUCUGCAACAACAGUUAAUGGUGAAGUGGCUCUCCAGCUGUUAAAGGUUGAGUACCACUGGUUUAGGCUAGUAAACAAAAAACAGAUUUGAUAUUGAGGGUAAAAUGUUAAACUCUGUGAGAUGAUUUAUCAUUAAACAACUUCAUGCUGCCUAGCUUUAAGGUUAUGAGAAAAAUAAGAAAUUAGCAUUAUGACAAAACUUCUAUCUUUCAUCCACUUUUAUUUCUAAAUGUUAAGAAUGUUAAUUUCCUGUUCUUAUCUUAUUUUCUUCAAUUUUUUACUUUCUAAAGCAAUAGAUCAUUGUACUAAAUUUUCCUGACUUCCUGGAGGCUAACUUGACGGAUUCUGAAAAAGAAUUUAUGAAUAAGACUAGAAUGUAAAGACAGAAUUUCCCCAUUUAAUGUUGCAGAGUUCUUUAUUUAUUAGUAUUGAGUGCUGGCAUUUUUCAAUGAAGAGUCUCUUGGUUUAUUUGAUACAUCAGUGAAUAAAGUAAUGCCUAGCUUAUGGUUAAUCUAUCACUUCUAUAUUGUUCUGUCUAGAUUUUGGUUUAAGGCCACUAAUCUUUUUCGGUCUUGCUUUGCUGUUUUUAAAACUCACAUCUAUUUGAAAUGGUUAAGUGAUAAGAUUUAUUCUGAUGAUUGUUUGAAUCCAAUAACUAAUGCAUUUUUGACAGUUUUAAUAUUGGAUGUAGUCCUACUUAUCCCAUGCACAGGCAGUAGAGUGCAGAACAGCUCCCUCAGAGCCCAGCAUAGUUAGCUCCUUGCCCACCAUGCCACCUUCGUGACUGGCAACUGCUGCUCUUAAUGUUCUCCAUCAUAGCCUGAGUGUCACUUCCAAGAGAUGCCCUCCCAUGCAUCUAAUACCUGAGGCAACCAGAAUUUUGUACUUGUUGUAAACGUCUGCAUAAAAUAUUAAGUUUUUAAAAAUUAUUUUCAGAAUGAUUAAGGUGAUGUAGCACAGCUCUUAUAAUGUUCAUUAAACAUAAGUAGUCAUACUGUUGUGGAUGUAAAAGGUUUCCAUUCUUUGGAUCAAGCAUAUUAGAAACUGAGGACUGCUGAAAAUUGCAUUCAUUUAAAACAUCUAUUUGUUAGUUGCUUUUAAAGGCCAAGCUCUCAUGAACUGAUUGGAAAAAAAUAUAGAAAAUUUCUUAUGAAUCACAUUUCAAAUGAGGCUGGCUUGGUUUGCACAUCUUGGUAAACCAUUUUCUGAAAUAAUGUUCCCCUGUAAACCACUGAGUAUGGUUUACCAUAAUGUGUGGACAGAGCCUUUAUUUAUUAUCAUUCUGUUGAGUGGUAAAAGCUAAAUCUUUUUCUCCAAAAUUUAGAAGUAAGCUUGGGAGGCACCACACUUUAUUGUACCACAUUUAUGCUGAUGAAAGGUCAUAAACACUUGAACAAAAGAUAAUUACUUAAAUCAGAACUCUAUAAAAUACAAAAGCAUGUGCAUGCUUUCCCACAGUUUGUUCAAAUACGAAAUCUCCACCAACUAUUCAUUGUCUGCAAUGAGCAGUAGUGGCAGGGGACUUGAACAAUGAAAAAUCAUGGCUUAAUUUUAAUGUGUGUUUUUUAUUAAAAACAACAACAUGGUGGUAUUUUACUAGAAAUAAGUAUUUAAUUUGCUUUUCAGGUAACAGAGAACAUGCACCUUUGCUUACCAGAUCUGGCAUCUCAGGAUUGGAAGUCAAAUAUGCUGCUGAUGAGAGAGCACUUUUCCAGGAAGUGGUGAACAUUGUUAAAAGGUAGGGCAUCUGUAGACCCUGCUUUUUCAUCCUCUGAAACUUUUAUUUAAACAUUUUCAAAUCCAAGUCUCCCUACCUUCUCUCCCCAUGUUUAAAUGGUUUUGAUUUCUUGGAAAAGUCUGUUUUUCCUGCUCACAACAGAUAUAUCUAUAUUAUAAGGUUCUUUAUGCGAGUCUCUCUUAUACAGGCCUCUCACAUCAAUCUUUCUGGAGUUUUAAUAUUCCCAAACUGCAUUUCAAUCUUUCUUAAAAUACACUCUAAGGUUUAAAUGAUCUUGCAAUACAAAUUAAAGCAUACACUGUCUUAAGUAGGAAGAAGUUUUUUAAAAAAAGAACUUUAUGGCAAAACUCAUAUCUCGUAGCGGUACAGACAUAAACAGAUAUAAAAACUGGCCUCUUUACAGAAGUCUUUUCUGAGUGGGAAAGUCCUUAUUUUCCCUGGUUUGAAAAGUUCCUGGCCAGUUUUUGUAGCAGCCUCUGAUCAUGGGCCUGUGGAACUUCAGGUGUGUCUUUCUUCAGGUCAACUGCCAAAACCUCAAAGUCUGAAUGUUACCAAGGAAACAAAAUUUUGAAACAUCUGGCUGGAAUACAUUCUCAAGGAAAAUGUGUACUAGGCAGAGUACAUUUGCAAUUCUCUCUCUCUCUGACUAGAAAACUUCUGAUGAGAAUGGCAUUGACUAAAUCCAGGAAACCAGAGUACUAAAGAGUUGCUGAGAGCAACCAACACAGGGUGGGUCCUGACGAAGCAGCGGAUUCCUGUUCAGAGAAGACAAAAUUACAGGUAAGGAAAUUAAUUUUUUCUUUCUCUUUUUUGGGAAUCCGCUGCUCCGUCUGGCUUAGGAAACAACUUGGAAGUAACAACCUGCUACUUUUAUUUUUCCUAUAACGUUCUCCACCAUUUGGGGAAAAUGCCACUUGGCCACAUGAAACCAUGCCAAAGAAUAUCGUUACAAUUCAUUUGUAUUUCUGAAGACUUAAUUGCUAAAGGCUUCAUUGAAUGAAGAAAGCGCACCAAUUUCUAAUAUAUUUGUGGUGGACAUUCAAAGUUACCUGGGGAACAGCUUUUGAAGUGCUGUGUGCCUAUUUGCAACGUCUGUACAACAAGUGGAAUAUAGUGUGUACCUUCAAAUAUUUUGAUUAGGCUGUUUUUAUCCCUUGAAGGAUAGCAGUUCAUAAUCGCUCUAGAAAAGUUGACACAAGACUUUUUUCAGGCAGUUCUCAGCUAGGAACAGUAGAGACAUUUGCUCUUUUUCAUUCUUUUUAAAUAGUUUUCUAUUAAUAUUGUUUCUUUACCUUGAUGGUAAAGAGAAUUUCACAUUUGUUUGUUUCAAAUACCAGAUUAAAGGGCAAACUAAUUUAAAAAAUACAAGUGAGUGCUCGUUUUGUAAGUCAUCAGUUUUUACCAUACCUUAUUGAUGAUGGAGAUACUAUGGGAGUUAUGUAAUUGACUGUUGAUAUAAACGCGGAGGUCUCAGGAAGAACAGCAAUUAAUGCCUAAACUGUUCCUGUUGGGCCACAUUCUUUGCAACACAUUUCUGUAAAAUCAAUGACGUACUUCAGAAUAAAUGUGUUUUCAAUUUCACUAUGAGAGCUGACAAGAAUUUAACCUCUUUUCCCCCCAAUUACUAUUAUAUUUAUUUGUUAAAUUUAUAUACUACCCUUCAUCAUUAAUAAUAAUUAUAUUGGACCCAAAAAUCCUAUAAUAGCUUUUGUUGCUGAUUAUUAUGCAUCACUUGAUUUAUUGAAAAGACUGCUGAAUGGAGAAAAUCCAAAUGAAAAUAUUUUUUUGUAUUUCUGUGACGUUGUGGAUUUUUUUCUUUAGGAGCUAUUGAUUCUGAUGCUGAAUUCAAUCCAACUACUUGGUCAUACAAAUAAGACCAGCAGUUGUUUGAACCUAGGGAUAGUCCAAAACAAUACAGCAAAUAUCAUUUGUCAUUUGGAUUCCAUACGAACCUCCAUCAGAAUCCUUGACUUAACCUGGCCAAGAUUUGGCAAGGUUUCAGUGACAUAGGAUUUGGCAAACUGCUUUAUAGCGGGUCAGGCUAUUGGUCCAGCUACCCAAGACAUUUAGUGCUCUGACCGGCACCAGUGCACUAGCAUGUCAGGCAGGGGUCUUUCUGGUUACCUGCUACCUGAAGAUGCUGGCAAUUGAACCUGGGAACUUCUGCACACAGAGCAGAUGCUUUACCACUGAACUAUGGUUCCUCCAGUUUCACUUUGAAGAUCUUUUCAGUUUAGGAUAGAAGAAAAUUAUGUUCACAAGUUCAAGUUGGCAGUAUCAAUAAUAAAAUGGUGAUAUUUGUAGUGAAAUCCUUUUAGCUAUGGAAGCUGCUGCUGUAGAUUUUUCUGGCUACAUUAAAGUAAAACUGAAGAUAAUGAUGUCUCUGUUACAAUUUCUUAAAAGCCUGUUGAGUUAAUUCAGAAAUGAGAACAUUUACAAAAAGAACCAAAUUAUUUCCUAGAAGAAACUUCUAUUUUUUAAUAGUACAAAUGACCUGAAAAGAUGUUUUGAGAAAUCCAAUAUUCCCUAAUAUUACUAAUGGAUAAACCUUACCAAAUAAUUUUUAUAUGUUUGAAUGUCCUACAGUUCCUUUUUGUCUAAACACUGCAAUUUAGAAAAGUAUUCUCUCUUCUGAGAUGAAAAGGAAUAUAACCUGUAGAACAGAGGUGGCUAACCUAUGGCACUCUAAAUGUUGUUGGAGUACAACUCCCAUCAUCCCUGACCACUGGCCCUCCAGAUGUCGAUUGUCUCCAACUCUUAACAGCUCAAGUCAGCAUGGCCAGUUUGUCCAAACCUGCUGUAGAAGAAUGCAGGAGGAAAAGAGAGAGAGAAAUAACCUACUGGGUCUGUGAUACACUACUUAGUGAAAACACAAGAGUCUGUGAAGUAUAGAACAAAGCUUUCACAACAGAAUCUGUUGGGUGCCCUUUUGCCUUUUAAUUCAAACAAUAAUAACCCACAUUUUCAUUUUAAAAAACCAAGCACUUCUAGACGGGGGAAAUGUUUUUGGAGUUGUUUUUUUAAGGAAUCAAAGUAUGUUGACUGUGUUCUUUUAAACACACACACACACACACACACACACACACACACACACACACUUACUUCCUUGAAGCAAGGUGGCCCUGGAUAGUGUCUGCAUUGCUGCCACUUUAUGGCAGCAAAUACUGUUUAAAGUUUUUUAGCAGUAAACUCUGAAACCUUAAAGAAGCAUCCACAAUGCCCACUCUGAGGAAGAACCCUUCUGCAGAUGGAGAUAUAGAUGACCUAGAGAGCCCUUUAGGACCACUAUAACAGCAAAGUUGUAGCAGCUCUGCUGAAGUUUCAGACAGUAGCCAGCCAGAAGAAUGGUGGCAACAGUGGACAGGCUAAGGAGGCCACUGAUCUGCUGCCCAUCCCAAUCCACUACUGGGUACAAAGACUAUACUUUGAAUAGUGGGUGGGUUGGCCUGAGCCAUAACAGAUUAGAAAACCAUGGAAGAAAUCAGGUUGCCAUCCUUACCAGUAUGUAACAACUAAACUAAAGGCAUUCCUCAGUCUAUCAGUCAUAAGAUUUUGGCUGGGAAGCUACAUGGUUUAGGCUCAGAGUGCUGAAAAAGUGAAAAGGAAAGUCACUCUUCAUUAAAAUACUGAGCAAGAGUAGCAUAUGCACAUCAAGCAGUUCCAAUGUCCAGAGUGUCUCACCUCUGCUCACUAGGAGGCAUAGAAAGCUGACGUGUUAAGCAAAGUUUUAUGGAAUAACAUUUUAAAGAUACUUACCAUAAUUCAAAGAGCCACAGUAUUACAUGGCAGCAACUUCUAGUGCAAUGUUGGAGGCUGCUUCUGAAGCACAUUGUCUAGGUUUUUUCUGUAAAUAGAGCCUUAGAAGCCUUGCUGCGUGUGCAGAAUUUACCUGGUUGUGUGUCAUCAUUUUAUAAGACAAUGCAGUUUGAAGGAUAAGCAUGAAAUUAUAGCAAAUGAAGCUUUCUAUAGAGCAUGUUACUUUUGCAGAGGGAGCUAAGGAAUCGCUCUUGCUUUAUGUUGAAAUGUGUACAUUUUUCCUGCAGUGAUGUAUAUAACUUGGGCCUCAUUCUCACUGAGCUUGUAAUUCUGUACCUGGGUCUAGCUUUUUAUGUGAAGGAAAUAUUUUGUAUGGACAAACAUUCAGUCAUAUGGGCUCCAAGCAGCAGUCUUGAUAUAGUACAACAUUUAUAUAUUGCUUGAUUGUAAGAGAGCCUCUAAGCAGCUCACAAAAAUAUAAAGCAAAACAUUAAAACUCUCAAUGAACAAAAUCCCACAUUAUCUCUGCCUACUGGACAUUGUAACUCUGCCAUAAUUUUUCCCUACUUAUGUGAAACAUUACAGAUUCCUCAAACGUGGUGAUAUUUUCUCUUCUCAUUUGAAGUCAUUGAGAACUCACUAUAAGUAUUGCUUGUGAGAAUCAGAGCUUCCAAGUGGUAGUUUUCUACAUGGCUACCGUCAGUGCUUUUUUUCUGGGGGUACGCAGGGGUACGCAUACCCCUAAACAUUUUGUGAAUCUAAGUUUGGCCUCACUGAGGGGCAGUAUUUCAAUAUGAGUAUGAUAAUGAGAGUACCCCCAAACAUUUUUUUAAAGAAAAAAGCACUGGCUACCAUGAUUCAUAUGGUUACUGCAAUGCUUUUUUGAAGUGCCCCGAUCACACAAGUCACAAAAAGUAUAAACGGCCCUUGUAUGGAGAUACCAAUUCUCUUUCAAAUGCAGCCUCUGUAUGAGUGUUGCUGGCAUUUGAACCAGCAUAUUGCGUCAAAGUAUUUACUAGCUAAGUUCAAAAUAAUUAUGUAUCACACAGCAACCGUCCAGGGGACACAUCUUUUUUUAACCAAUGGGAGUUUCAAACAUGGAGCUUAUGACAUGGCAUAAGGACCUGCUGUUUUAAAAGUAACAACAUGUCACUAUACAUACCUAAACUGGCUCUUUGGAUCCCAGCCUCCCCCCUCCCCAUGGGAACUAGAAGGGAAUUCUCCACCAGUUAUUUGUGGUUAAUUGCUUGUAUUUCCAAAAUUGUCAUUAGAAAAUAUACAUAUUAGACCUAAUCCAGAGAAAGCACCAAGGGAAUGAUAUACAAAACUGUGGAUACAUGGGCACUUCAUGCUUACACUUGGGUACAAGUUUCCACAUGGGGAUAAAUACGGAAUUUUUGUUAUUUGUAAUUAAAUGUAUUCAGUUCUUCUCCCUAGCCCCAUCCAGUUGGCAAACUUUUGCAUACUCAGUACCUUUUUUUGUGUAGAUUGUGUUUUCUCACUCACGGUAUGUGCUUCCUUCUUUACUCAAGCAAGACUUCAUGUUUAUCUUAGGCUGCUGGCAUUAAAUUCAGUAUAAAUUUGUUGAGCUUGUUAUUUUCUUUAUUUAACAGAGUUUAUAUACUGCAUACUAGAACAACAAUGUCCUCUAAGCAGUUUACAACAAAAUAUAAAACAUACCUGUAAAAGCAAACAUUAAAAACAAACGACAUAAGAUGGUAAAAUAAAAAAAUGAGUAAUUUUUAAAAGCAUACUUUUAGUUAACGUGAAAUGCUAAAAUUACAUGUCUGAGUAGGUUUGCUGAAACAAAAAAGAGCACAUGGUUCUAUGAAGAAAAUGUAUGUUCUCUUUUUAGGUAUGAUCCAGAUAUUUUGCUGGGCUAUGAAGUUCAGAUGCAUUCCUGGGGAUACCUCUUGCAGAGAGCUGCUGCUCUAGGUGUUGAUUUAUGCCAAAUGGUCUCACGUGUUCCAGGUGUGUUUAUGAUUCUAAGGUUCCUAAUUCUAAAGUUAUUAAUAAUUGUGAGAAGCCGUGGUUUUAUUCUACUAUUAUUCCGGAUAUAAAGCCAUUAGUACCAUUUUUUUUUUGUAUAUAAGAUGAGGUGUUUUGCUAUAAAAAAAAUAGUAAAAAAUUGGUGGUCGUCUUGUACACAGAACAUGGGCAUCUGGGGGAAUUUUUAAAAUAUUUAAGCAUAAGUCUGGGAUUUUGGCUGGGGCGGGCUGAGGCGGUCCCUUCUGCUGUCCCCCCUGCCUUCCCCCGGUUCUUCCUUGGCAUCCUGCUUGGGAGCUUGCUUCCGCAGUCGCUGCCUUUGCUUCUGCACCACAAUGCACUGCAUGCACCUCAUGCUGGAAACUUCGAGGGCAAUUGCCCCCAAAAAGAUCAACAACAUGCCACCAUCAAUCAUCCAGAUUUUCACUUCUAUUUUAGGGUUUCAUUUUUCUUAAUUUGGGGUUCAAAAAAAUAGGGGUCGUCUUAUACAUGGGGGCAUCUUAUACAUGGAAAAAUACGAUGUUCCUGUCCCAUUUUAGUGUUUUUCACUGUCUCUCACUAGGAAGCUUGACUACAUGCAUUCUGUUCAGUCAGCUAGCAAGGAUCCUUCUUUCAGUUUUCUGUAUUAGAGUAGUGGUUGUUUAUCUUUUGUUUGAAGAGAUGGGAGCAGAAAUAGAUGAAGCAGCUAGCCAAGGGAGCAGCAUUUGAGUACCUGAGUCACUGCAAGGAACAGUGGGAGAGCCAUAUCCUGUGUAGAGUCCACAGGAUAAGAACCUGCGGAAGAGUGACUAAAUAUAAACCAAUUUGCAUAACGGAAACCAUAUAGAACUGUGGUCAUCUGCACACAUUACUUUAAACCUAGGGUGCGGAACUGAAUCCGACCAAUGGGUUGGAGUCAUACUUUGCCUGCCCACCUAUCAAUCACCUGAUGUCCCAGUGACAUCAGGCAAUCCAUUUUCCUUUGAUCACACAAUUUGAAUUAAGAAAGAAUGGGUAAAGGCACACUUUGCAGGCUCCAAUGGUUAGCUGGUUGUGGUAGUCACAAAGCCCUAUGUCUUUGCAAGCAUCAGCAUGAUAAUCAGGGCUUGCAAAGGUACAGGGCUUUGCUGGAACAGCUGUUCUUCAGUACCUUCAAACCCCACUUUCAGCAGGGAGCUGCAACUUUAUUCCCCCCCCCAACAUCAUAUAUCAGGUGUAGGGCAGGUGGCUGUGUCUUGUAGAAGGUGGCUUCACGGGCCAAAUGGGGAAUCCUGAUGGGCCUAAGUAGUGGGUUCCCCCUCACUACUUAAAAUCAUAGUUAAGCUUAGCUGUAAUUUAAAGAGUACAGUGUGCUGGUGCACAUAGCUAAAAUCACAGGCACUGUGCUCUUUUCCUGCUGCUGAUAGCUAAGCCAUGGUCUGGGUUAGUUUUACAUCAUCAUCAUGUAAUUUAUUAUUUAUAACCCCGCCCAUCUGUGGGCUCAUGGUUUGUUCCCUCCAAACAAACCAACCUAGCGGGGGAGGGACUAGCAUUUAGCUUGUGGUUUCUUUGGAGAGAGAGGGGGGGGAAAGCCCAGGUUCAUCCGUCACAUUAAACCAAACCAUGGCUUUGCUCUUGGCAACAUAGCAGCAGGAAUGAGGAAGAAGUAAAGUGCCCACAAUUUCAGCCCAUAGCCCCAGCUUUCACUUAACUAUGGUUACGGUUAGCUAUGGUUUGAAGUGACAUGCAAACCAUGAGUAGUGCAGUGGAUGCUGCUUCUGGACAAUUUAUAUGAGUGAUGAAACUUUGGAAUAUGAUAAAAUAGUAACUUUGGAAUAUGAUAAAAAGUAAGUACUGUAUUUUUCCAUGUAUAAGACGACCUUUUUUUUAUUUUAUUUGAAUUUUUUGUGAUAAAUUGAGGGUUGUCUUAUACACAGGUUAAUAUGCAAAGUAAGCAAGGGCUGGUGCUAUAGCGGUGGCAGGGAAAUGUCGGAGAGGAGGCUGCUUACCCACUCUUCCUGGCUUAGGAAGAGUAUUUGGUGAGUGCCAGUUUGCAGUGUAUUGCGGCACCAGUCCCGUCAGCCAGAGCAGGGGAUGGUUGAAAAGCUGCUCAACAGCUUAGCGAACUUACAAAAGAAGCUAAACAACUGUUGAGGGCUCCCAAAAAUAGGGGUCGUCUUAUACAUGGGGUCGUGUUAUACACAGAAAAAUACAGUAAGUUGUAAGGGCAAAGAUUUUAAAAACACAAAAUAAUGAACAUUUCUGGUUCUUCUAGUGCAUGGAUUACGGAUAUGCACUACAGAUGCUACAGGUGACUUUAACGUGUGAACAGAAAUUGGGAGAGUCUGCAAACCAGAUUCCAUUAUAAAAUCAGACCUGCAUUCCUAAGUAGAAUAAAAAGAAAACCCAAACCACAAAGACUUUCAUAUUUGCUGUAACAUCCUAUCUAGUGGAAGUAUUUUGGCCUUUAGUUGUGUUAUACUUGCCAGAAAGAUUGACCACACUGUUCUAGUUUGUAGGUUCAGAGGAUGACUCUUCCUUCUGAUAAAUAUUUCAUUGUAUUUGUACUAAAGUUGAUUUGAGUUGCUGAAAUAUUCUCUUUUAAUGAUUUAGAUGAUAAAAAAGAAAACAGGUUUACUUCAGAUCAAGAUGAAUAUGGGUCUGAUACAAUGAGUGAAAUAAACAUUGUUGGAAGGGUUAUGCUGAAUAUCUGGAGAAUUAUGAGAAAUGAGGUAAACUUUGGCAAAAUCAUAAAUAACCUACUUUCAAAUAAAUGCCAUAUUUUCAACAAUAAACCAUUUUCUUGUCUUGGAGUUUGCAAAUUUGUAUCUCCUUCUUCCCAUAUGCUUGCUAUCAGUACAGGAAAUAUGAAAUCCACGGAAAUGUAGUUAUAAUCAUAGUCUUCCAUUAUUUUGCUGAGCUGAUGCUUUACUCUAUAGCAUAUUCCACUCACAUAACCUAUUCUCUGUUCAAGGGCCAAGUUCCAUUUCAGCACUGGCUGCCUACUGGUCUAAUUCCUUGGUUAUUACACUUGCUGAUAUUAUUAAUUAUACUUUCUGUCAUAACUGGUAACAACUGUGUUGACAAAUCAAAGAGUCCUAUGACACCUGAAAGGCUAACAAAUGAAUUGUGGUGUAUGUUUUCAGGGGCCAGAGCCAUUAUCAUCAGAUACAGAAAGGAGCAUCUGAUAAAAUGAUCUCUGGUCUUUGAUGGUUUAUGCCACAAUUGACUUGGAAUAGGUCUCUUUGUUUUUGCUGCAAACUAAUGUGACUUCUUCUGGAUUAUGUAAUGAAAAAGCAUGGCCAUAAGACAUUUCUAAUUCUUGGUGAAAAACCAGUUGUUUCCCUCCUUAGUCCCUCUAAUUGUCUACUUUAUGGAUGUUUGAACUUCCUUUUGCAUGUUCAGGUGAUGAUCUGCGCCCCCCCCCCCGCUGCAGGCUGAGCCCCACCAGCAGUGGUUGCACCUGUUGGCUUCCUGGGGGCAGAUCAUGGUGUGAACCAGAGGGGGAACCCUCCUUUCCCUUCUAGCCCAUUCCUGGGUUAUGAAAAGUUGGCUUGGCCUGGGCCUCAACAGUGCUGUCAACUUCCAUUCUUGUCUUAUAGCACACUUCACCUUACAGUUGAUUAAGUUGCUGGUUAAUUUUACUCAUAGUCACAACUGGCUUAGCAAUUACAAAGGUAUUGCCUUCCCCACAGCAAUGUUCUUCAAUGGUGAUUCGAUUACAUUGCCCUGUAGUUUCAUCACAACUGUGUGGCAGACCUUGAAGACCGUCAAAUACAUAGCAGGGGCUGCCUCCCCAUUGCAGGACCCUCAUAGUGGAUCUUGAGGUCACUUCAGAGCCAAACCCAGCUCACGGGCUAGCAAGCCUGCAACACACCCAGGGUGGUUGCAGUGAUAGCUCAUAGUACCAGUCUACACAGAGGUGGGCCUGAGCUUGCCUUCUAUCCAUUGAUGGUUUCCAAGUAUUUGAGCUGAGUGGUUGUCUUGAACCCGAAUCCUUGUUCUGUGCUAUGCCAUGCCAAACUCUGUGUAAGCUAUAACCAGUAAAAGUUGUGAGCAUUUUUAAACAUACCCCGUAAUUCUACAAAUUAUAUAGGCAUACGAUCAUACAAGUCUUCUCUUAUUUUAGGUGACUCUAACUAACUAUACAUUUGAAAAUGUGGGCUUUCAUAUACUUCAUCAGCGCUUUCCACUGUUUACCUCUCGCGUUCUGUCUGAUUGGUUUGACAACAAGACAGAUAUCUAUCAGUAAGUACCAGUUCUUACGAGUAUUUUAAAGUAUGCUUCCUGAAUCAAAGUCUGAUCUGUUGUAUAUAAAGUUUUCAAACUUAAUGAAAACUUAAUUAGCAAGGAAAAAAUGAAAGAAAGUUGGCUGCUGACAGAAUAACAAAUGUGCUGCCAAUCCGUAGUGCACAAUUUAACUUUCUACCCAUAUCAUUUGAUCAGUUAAGGCAGCACUGACCAAUGUGGUGCCUUCCAGAUGAUUUAGGACUACAGUUCCCAUCAACCCCAACCAUCAUAGCCUAUGGUCAUAGAUGACAGCAGCUGUAGCCCAACAUUCUCUGGAGGCCAUCGCGUUGGCUACCUUUGACUUAGUCAGGUUUGCAUACCACUCCUGCAUGACCAUUUACCACUGGAGGUGGAUCAAGUGGCUACUUCAACAGACCCAGUGAAGAUGUGCGAAGUACUGAUAUUAUCAAAGAUAUACUGUAUAUUGCUGAAUAUCAGACAUAAGUAGUUAUGUAACAUGGUUGCUGAUCACAGGAGUGGCAACUGGUAGCAUGUUAACUAGACUUUACCAUUGUUGUAUAUCUCAAGUGUAACAGAACUUCAUGGUGCAGUUUUCCUUCCAGUUUAUUCAAGCAAUAAAUAACAAAUUGCUAUCCCUUAAUUGCUAGGAUAGCUGAAUUCAUGCACCAGUGAUAAGAAUGACCUUGAAAUUAUUGAAGCUAGGAAAAAACAAUCUAAUUGAGAAAAAAGUAGUCAUGCUACUUUAGAAGUGACUUAGUGCAUUGUUUUCAUAAUGCAUCAAAUUAAUAAUGAGUGGCAUAGUAAGUCACUCCACUUCUAAUUUUAAGGUAUAAAACCUAUGGCACCUUAUUUCAAAGCUCUGAAUUGCCCUUCCCAGCAGCUUCAUUUAUAUAUUAAGUAACAUAGAGGAGAAGGCCAUGGUGUGGAACAGUAGUCCCCCAGCACCACAUUCUGGAUAUGGUGCAACAGAAAGAACAAAAAAUUAACCAAGGAACAACCCAUUCAGGUGGUCCAGAAGGAUACCAUGGUACUGGACUUAACCUUAACCUUAUGUUAAAAGCCUCCAAGAGAACUAAUAGGGCUGCACAUCAGUUUAUUAGAGCUGCAAAUUGUUGAUUACUGCCUUGAAAGUUUUUUUUUCUAGAACAUCCUUUAAGACUUUUAAGAUUUUUGUACGUUUAUUAUUUGGUUUUAAAGCUGGAAAAUGAUUGAUUAUUACACAAGCCGUGUCCGUGGAAAUCUCCAGCUGUUAGAACAAGUGGACUUAAUUGGCAGAACAAGUGAAAUGGCAAGGCUUUUUGGAAUUCAGUUCUUGCAUGUAUUAACAAGAGGAUCGCAGGUAAGCUGUCCUUAAUAUUUUUGAGAAGUUGUUGGGACCUCAGAAUUUUUCUUACGUUUUGAACCUUGGAAGUUCUCACAAACAAGGGAUCAUUUCUAAAAGACAUUAAAAAUCCAAUUGCCACUAGCCUUGCUGCUUAUUAGGAAAAUAAUAUUAAAUGUAUAGCCAUACUAGAUCAGUAUUUUUUUAAAAAAUAGAAUUUUUAUUUGCAAAUACAAGAAAGAGAAAAGAGGAUGAAAACAUUGCCAGCAGACAUUAACAGUAAGAAUACUCCAUCAAUUCUAAUUUAAACAUACAGGUCAAUAUAAGCAGUUUCUGUGCUCCAGUGGGUAUCUAAACAAGACUGGCAGUUAACAAGGCAUACAUUUGAAUAUAGAAAAGAAGUGAAAUCUUCUGUGAAGUAGUAGACAGGGGGUGUUUUGACCUUCCAGACUUGUAAUGUCUCUUAACCACCAUAAAGGCUCACAAAGUCCGCUUAUAUUGUCCGUUAGUCCCCACACCACAGGAAUAUAUUUUAAGAAUACAUGAACAUUCAAAAGUAUCAGUAAUUAAUGUUUUUCUUUUGUAGUACCGUGUGGAGUCAAUGAUGUUACGUAUUGCCAAACCAAUGAAUUACAUUGCUGUUACACCGAGUGUCCAGCAACGAGCUCAAAUGAGAGCCCCUCAGUGUAUUCCUUUAAUAAUGGAGCCAGAAUCCCGUUUCUACAGUAAUGCUGUCCUUGUACUAGAUUUUCAAUCUUUAUAUCCAUCUAUUGUGAUAGCAUACAACUACUGUUAUUCCACAUGCUUGGGACAUAUUGAGAACUUGGGAAAGUAAGUAUUAAAUAUUUAAAAUCUAGAUGCAUUUUCUCUGCUACUUAAUAAGUACUUGAAAGAUCAAAUGGAAUAUAUUUAGCCCACCACUUCUCAAACCAUGCAGCCAGGAAGUUGUUUUUCUUGUAAAAAAAGAAGUUGUCGUCUGGGAUUUUUUGUAAUUCUAUUAAUCUACUUCUUGGCUGCAGAGACAGAACUUUUGAACAGCAUUUUUGAAAUAUACAAUUUUAGAAGUGCAUCAAAACAAGUGUGUAACUCUGACUGCAUGUGGGUGAGUGGAUUCAGUCUCCCACACAUGCAUACCAAGGAAUAAGUAGAUGAAAUAUGGGAGGAAAAGGUGUGUUUCAAAUAUAUAUAUUGCAGAUGAUACAAGGACUCAGUGAAGUGGAUGUUGGAAGGUGGGCACACUCCAAUAUCAUUAUCUCUAAGGAAAUAUUUUGUUAAUAUUGAUCCUUAAAUUGUAAGUUAUUUGCUGAUAAGAACAUAGGAGAAGGCUAGAGCAUGAGAGAGACUAAGAGAUACAAAUCUGAUGUAAAAUUAAAACAGGUACUGUAUUUAUGCUGCCAUAGCACUAAAUAGUGUGUAGCAUGGGAUAAAUCUUGUCUAUAAAUAGCAGUUAGUCUGUGAUGUUACUUAAGGGUUCAGUACACUUUCUUAUCUUCCAGAUACGAUGAAUUUAAGUUUGGCUGCACUUCUCUGAGAGUAUCUCCUGAUUUGCUAUAUCAACUUCGUCAUGACAUCACAGUGUCACCCAGUGGAAUUGCUUUUGUUAAGGUAAUGCUUUAUUCUUCUUGUUGACAUUUUAUGUUUAACUUGUUAUUUCUACUUCUAUCUUGCUUUCCGGAAGAAAAAAGACACUGAAGCAUGAAUUGUAAAUAUGUUAAGGAUAUUAAUAAACAGGAGGCAGUAUCUACAGUAGGAAUGGGGAACCAGCGCACAUGCCAGCAAGGCCAUUUCACCAAAGCCAUGCCUGCCCGUCAAUCAGCUGAUAUCACUCCAAUGUGCACAUAAUAGCAGGUGAUGGGUGAGAUGGCAGGGUUCCAUUCUGCUUUAGGUAUGCUCCUCCUCCCCACCCAGUUCUGCGUACACAACCAAAGCAGGAUUUAACCCAUAUUUGUUAGCUGAUGCAGGGAGUUUAAAUCCUGCUCAGUCUGGAUGUUUCUGGGAACAGGCACCUGCAGGUUAAGCAGCAGGAUUUAACCCACUAUUCAGCUGAUGAGCAGAGAGUUUGAUACUGUUUGGUGCUUGCUUUGUCAGCACACAUUCCCUGCUAUGAAUACCACCCCACAGAUCAACUUUGACAAGUGGGUGGGACUGGCCACCUACCAGUCACUUGAUCAGAUGAUUGACAGGUGGGUGGCUCUGACUCAGCUGUCAGAGUUGUUGCAUGAAAGUGGGGGCAGACAAAGCUCUGGCCCACUGGGGGUGGGGGGAGAAAACUCAUACUCCAUCUUAACCCCCAGAGGGAAAAAUUACCUGGUUACCAGUAGUGUAAAAAUUACCUGAUAAGCAGCAUUACAAACAUUUGACCCAACAGUGGUCUACUGUAAACCACCCUACAAUAAACAGAAUUAAUCUUGCUGCUAAACAUAUAUUUUUAUUAUUAAAUGUUAAUUCUUAAUGGUGUUGUUUUUGUGCAGCCUUCAGUAAGAAAGGGUAUAUUGCCGAAAAUGUUAGAAGAAAUUCUGAAGACUAGAAUCAUGGUGAAGCAAUCAAUGAAAGCUUAUAAAAAUGACAAAGCCAUCACUCGAAUGCUUGAAGCACGUCAGCUUGGCCUUAAGCUCAUAGCAAAUGUCACAUUUGGUUAUACUUCUGCUAAUUUUUCUGGAAGGAUGCCAUGUGUAGAGGUAAGUGAUGAAAGUAAAGUGUAAAGAUAUUUCAGGGACAAGAAAACAACAACAACAACAACAACAAUAAUUUAUUAUUUAUACCCCGCCCAUCUGGCUGAGUUUCCCCAGCCACUAUGGGCAGCUUCCAAUUGAGUGUUAAAAGCAAUACAGCAUUAAAUAUUAAAAACUUCCCAGAACAGGGCUGCCUUCAGAUGUCUUUUAAAGAUAGCUACUUAUUUCCUUCACAUCUGAAGGGAGGGUGUUCCACAGGGCGGGCGCCACUACCCAGAAGGCCCUCUGUCUGGUUCCCUGUAACCACUUCACACAAUGAGGGAACCGCCAGAAGGCCCUCGGCGCUCAACCUCAGUGUCCGGGCUGGACCAUGGGGGUGGAGACGCUCCUUCAGGACCGAGGCUGUUUAGGGCUUUAAAGGUCAGCAUCAACACUUUGAAUUGUGCUCGGAAACGUACUAGGAGCCAAUGCUCCCAGUCUUCUUCGCUAUAAUAAUACCUACAUUAAGGCAAAAGCUGAUUCUUAACCUCAGUUCUCUGAUUGUAAAAUAGGAACAAUGACUUCAGAGGGUCCUGAGGAAGACAUGCAAUUAAAGAUUUAUAAACACCUUAGGCUGGAUCCAGAGUUACACAAGCAUAAGAGGACUCAUGCCACAAGGCUUUCCUGCUGCUCCUCUCUUGUGCCCACUUGAAAACUACUCUGGAAGACUGAGGAGACUGUCCUGCACAGUGUGAAAAGACAGGCUGGGAGCAUGUAGGAGCAGGCAAUAUUGGUAGAAAUUGGACAAGGGAACAUUGCUCCCAUGCAGCUCCUGGGCCUAAGCCCCUGAAAUAUCUAUAUGCAUGCUUACUAAUAACGUGCAGUGGCUAUUUCAUCUUGAUGAAUGCAUCAAUCCACAGAGCUAUUUGGACACAGUCAAGAGAGUUUGACUUUUCUUAUUUUUAAAGUUAUCACGCACAUGCCUUCUGCAAACUUCAGCACAAAUUACUUUUGAAACUUUUGUCUUAUGGAGAAGAAGUGGGCUGCUGUUAAUCAAAAAGAUCAAACUUUCUACAGGGUUUAUAGAAUGAGUUACAGAAAUGUCUGAAUUGUGACCAGGGAACCUAAAACAAUGAUAAAUGCAUGAUCUGUCCACAAGAAAGAUUUUAUCAAGGUUUAUCUUUAUAUUUUGCAGAUUGGUGAUAGCAUUGUGCACAAAGCCCGAGAAACCUUGGAACGAGCAAUAAAACUGGUGAACGAAACAAAAAAAUGGGGAGCGCGGGUUGUAUAUGGAGACACAGAUAGGUAAUUAAAACUAUUCUUUUGUUUGGGAGAUUUUCCAACCAGUAAUAUGUCAUUGACUGCCUUUCCUUCCCUUACAAGAAAUUAGUAGAUUUGUAAUAUGCAACCUUUAAACCAGAGUAGAAAUUUAAUAUGCACAAUAGGUAUGCUAGCUGGAAGAAACAACAAAAUUAUUUAUUUUGAAUGCAAGGAAAAUGUGUUCUUCCUGCAGCAGAAGUGUUUGAGGAAAGAAAGUCUGAACAACAGUUUGGACAGUGUUCUUGAAGCUACAAACAUGAGUCUGACCAAACUGCGGGAGGCAGUGGAAGACAGGAGUGCCUGGCGUGCUCUGGUCCAUGGGGUCACGAAGAGUUGGACACUAGUAAACGACUAAACAACAAGAAGUUUAUUUCAUGCACACACUUUUUUUAAUUACAUUUUUAUACCGCCCUUCAUCCAAGGACCACAGAGCGGUUUACAUUAUGAAAACACAAAAAUAUAUAACAUAAUAACAAACAAAAACAAUAUCCCAAACACUGUUUAAAAGGCCAUAAUUAUUUAAUUAGCUGAUGACCUUGGAGAAGAGGAACGUUUUUGCCUGGUGCCUAAAGAUAGAUAACAAAGGCACCAGGCAAGCCUCCCUGGAGAGAACAUUCCAUAAACAGGGAGCCGCUACAGAAAAGGUCCAUUUGUGUUGUCACCCUCUGAACGUCUCAUGGUGGAAGCAGAUGAAGAAGAGCUUCAGAUGAUGAUCGUAGAGUCUAGGUCUGCUCAGAUGGGGAAAGGCGGUCCUUGAGGUAUUGUAGUCCUGAGCCAUUUAAGGCUUUAUAAACCAAAACCAGCACUUUUGAGUUGGGCCCGGAAACUAAUUGUCGGCCAGUGCAGCCAGGCCAGGAUUGGCGUUACAUGCUCUUGUCCUGGUGAGCAACCUGGCCGCUGAAUUCUGCACCAGCUGAAGUUUUUGAACUGUCUUCAGAGGUAGCCCCACAUAUAACGUGACUAAGAUGACUUCUGUUCUACUAGGAUUAAGUUUCAUUUCACCAUCCCACAUCCACUCCAUUACAAACUUCAGAUAUAUCUCUUUUGUGUAUUUAUCUUGGAUUUUUAUGUUGUGAACUGCCCUGAGAUCUAUGGAUGAAGAGCACUAUACCAAUUUAAUAAAUAACAAAUAUCAAUUGCUUACCUGUUCAUUUUCUGUUUUUAGUCACAAGGAGAGAGAAAAAAGUUGCCAUACUUUUGGAAUAUUUUUAGAGUGGGAAAGCUAAAUACAGUGGUACCUCUGGAUAAGAAUGGGAUCCGUUCCAGAUCCCCAUUCUCAUCCUGAAGCGAAUGUAACCCGCGGGUCAUGAUUCGCCACUUCCGCGUAUGCACGUGAUAUUUUGACUGCGCAUGCGUGAGCGGCAAAACCCGGAAGUAAUGCAUUCCGUUAUUUCUGGGUCGCCGCAGAGCGCAACCCGAAAGCGCUCGACCUGAAGCAUAUUUAACCCGAGGUAUGACUGUAGUCAUUUCUUGAUUUCCCUUAUCUUAUUUCAGCAUGUUUGUACUACUGAAAGGAGCUACCAAGGAACAGUCUUUUAAGAUUGGCCAGGAAAUUGCUGAAGCUGUAACAGCUACCAACCCCAAACCAGUAAAACUGAAGUUUGAAAAGGUAAGAGAAAUCUGAGUGUUGCCUGACUGCAACAUUUAACAGGACACCUUUCCAGAAAGUGACAUAAUGAGCAAGUUAAGAAAUAGAUAUUUGAAACAAAGUGUUAAAAGGAGAAGGAAUUUGGAUGGGAAAGCAAACCUGGGAAGAGCUGCUAGCUUACCACUUAAAGAACCAAACCCCAAAAAAAAGUCUGCCUAUAAAAAUGCAUCUACGCCAAGCAGGAUUGAACUUUCCAUGCAUCAGUGCAUGCACAACAGUCCUGCUUUCUGCAGGAAAGCCAAGCUACAUCUUUGCCUACCCCACAAAGGGGGCACACAUGAACAUAAAAAUACAGUGUGUGUGUGCACACUCCCCCUACAAAUGAAUGCAAUUUUGCACAAAAAUUGCACUGAACUUAACAUGCUUUGACUGAGGCUUUUCCACUAUUGCUCUACAUUGAUUCACUGCCAACCUCAUUGACAUGUGGAGAAAUGCCAGUGUCCUUAGUGACCUUCAUCACACAGCUGUUCUGCUUUGCUGCAGGACAUCAAACCCAGAACAAAAAUCUCCCAUUUUCCUCUCCAGAAGGGAUUUGUGAGAGGGUACUAAUAUUAGAGUCCAGCUCUGGGGUUUCUUGGAAUCUGCCCAAAAAGUCAGUAAUGAAGGCGAGAUGGCAGUGUCAUGGAAUAGGUGGUUUAAAACUGCAAGGAAAGAUCAGACUUCCCUCAGUUGGAUUUAAAUGCCUAUUUUACAAUCCAUCACUUUCUUUUGUUGUCAAACUGAUUUUCCUUCUCUAUCUUUUCCUUCUGCUACACUUCCCUUUGUCGUCUUUAUGCCUGAGGGCAAGGCCGUCUUUCUCCUUUUUUAUUGGUGUGAGCAGGGAGAAAAUAUUUUGUCAGAAAAACUUGACAAAAUAAUAAAACAAAUAAAAUUGCAUGGUAAAUGGUUUUUGAACUCCACAGUACCCAAGGGGUCAGAGAAUGUUCUGCAUUAUACUUCUGUCCAUGUCUGGUGGUAUUAUGAAUACAUUUGCAGUUCUGCCUAGCACAGUGAUCAGGUUGAUUGAAUCAUAACAUGAGAUGUUUGUACAUUAAUUGAAUAAGGACAAAGAUGUACAUUUGGAGAUUAACAAACAUCCAGCCUAUUUUUUUCCCAAUUUAGGAAAAAUGAAACAUUUUUCAAAUUCAGAAAUAAGUCUGCUCUAAAUGUAAAUAUGCUUGAAAAUAUUUUAUGGUUAACAGAAACUCUUUCAGUGCAUCCAAGUGUUUACAUGUACACAAUGAGGGCUUCCAUAUCCUCCCUUCUAGCCCCUAGUCCACACACAAAAAGAGCUCUUCAAAUGGCUGUUUUUGAAGCUUCUCUGAGUUGAGAAAGCCUGUCAUGCAUGCACAAAUUUAUCAUCUCAUCCUCUCGCUUAGGGCCUAAAAUAGAGUAUGUUGCUUAGUAAUGUAGAUAUAUAGUUUAUGGGUGACUUGGGUCUAAUUAUGAGCAGUAAAGAAGAAAAGCGUUCAGUCCAGAAGUUUGCCUCCAUUUUUCUUAUAUCUAGACUUGCAAAGGUUUGUUUUUUUUGCAUUGCAGGUCUAUUUGCCAUGUAUUUUGCAAACCAAGAAGAGGUAUGUUGGUUACAUGUAUGAAUCACUGGAACAGAAGGACCCAGUAUUUGAUGCAAAAGGCAUAGAAACUGUAAGAAGAGAUUCUUGCCCUGCUGUUUCCAAGGUAAAGUGGCACAGGCAUUUUAUUGUGUUCAGAAGUUCUUUUUAGUACAGUAUCAGUUCCACUUAUUAGGGGGGAAACUCCAAUGGUGAAAGUUGAGGGAUUCAGAAUGGGAAUGUUUAAAAUGCCUUCGGUGUUUUCAAAUGACUAUGAAAUCUCUUUUAAUACACUUUUUUCAGAUGCUUGAGUGUUCUAUCAAGUUGUUGUUUGAAACACGUGAUAUAAGUUAUAUCAAGCAGUAUGUGCAAAAUCAGUGCAUGAAAUUAUUAGAAGGGAAGGCCAGCAUGCAAGAUUUCAUAUUUGCAAAGGAGUACAGAGGAAGUUCUACAUACAGACCUGGAGCCUGUGUACCAGCUCUAGAAAUCACAAGGUAAUAAGGAUAUAUAAUGAAUGGCACUGUGAGAUCAUUUUAGUUUAUAUUAAAUCAUUCUCGCUAUGGGAGUUCAAAGAUGUGUUAAAUACCUAAUACAGAAAUUUAUACUUCUAAGAAUAUCAGGAUUUUAUUACGUUAAAAUAUAAAAUAUGGAUCAGUGGGAGCUCCUUAGCUGUAAUCCCUGUAUUGCAGGGGUUUGGACUAUAUGGCCCUUGGGGUCACUUCCAGUGUGACAAUUCUGUAGAUAGAUAUAUUUUCCAUCAGCCAGGUCCUAAAUACAUCCACAAUUUGUUCUGCACUCUUCCUUCAGAGGGAAAAGUCUGGAAUAGUGGUUCUGUCAGAGGCUCCAGACUUUGGGCAAAAGUAUGGGGCCUCAUAGCGCUCAACUUUGAAGGGGGGACUAAGAGCCCCAAAGUAGUAGAGGGGUGCUAAGCGCGGAACAGACAGACAAUUCAGGUAGGGGGGUCCUGUUUGUGAGGCUGGGGAUUUCCUCAAAGAAUGAGAAGUGCUUCUGGCUGAACCAUCCUCCCAUAUAACCAAAUAUAGCAGAAUACAGUAUAGUGCAAAUUUAGCACUUGUUUGCAAACAGAUUUUUUUUCUGGAAGCAAAUAACAUGUAAAUGAGCCCUAAACCUCUUUUGUUUCUGGAAGUGGCUUUAUGUCAUGUGAAAGCACAAAUACAAAGCGGAAAUUAACAGUCUGGGAAAUGUAGGGGGAAAUGAAUAAACCAUUGUGAAUGCAGCCUCAGCCCUAAGGUGCAGUGGUGAGUAUAAAUAUGUCCUCACUUUCUAGAAUUAUUCUGUGGUUGCAUAAGGUGCUGUUUCAUUUUCUCCUUUGUGUUUAAUGUUGCUGUGCAAACUGGCAAUACGGAUAGGAAAGUUGUAAGAAUAUAUGGAGAUUAUUAAUGGGAGUUGAAACAGGUACAUAGAUCUGGCUCUCUCAUUUGUGGGCCAUAUAUUUUGAGAUUAUUUUAUUUGUCCCAACAGAAGGAUGCUUGCCUAUGAUAGGCGUUCUGAGCCACGAGUUGGUGAAAGGGUGCCCUAUGUCAUUGUGUAUGGCAUGCCGGGGUUGCCUCUCAUACAGUUGGUUAGGCGGCCGAUUGAGGUUCUACAGGAUCCAAACCUGCGUCUGAAUGCCACUUACUACAUCACCAAACAAAUUCUUCCUCCACUGGCUAGAAUCUUAUCACUUAUUGGCAUAGAUGUUUUCAGCUGGUAUCAUGAAUUACCAAGGGUAAGUAGGUGAAAUAGUAAAUUCUGGAUAUGGCUACAGCUGGAAUGGAGUUUUUAUAGAUAAGUACAGUGGUACCUUGGGUUAAGAACUUAAUUCGUUCUGGAGGUCCGUUCUUAACCUGAAACUGUUCUUAACCUGAGCUACCACUUUAGCUAAUGGGGCCUGCCGCUGCCGCUGCGCGGUUUCUGUUCUCAUCCUGAAGCAAAGUUUUUAACCCGAGGUGCUAUUUCUGGGUUAGCGGAGUCUGUAACUUGAAGUGUCUGUAACCCAAGGUACCACUGUAGUUUAAAACAGUUAGUACUUCUCCUGGUUACUGAAUUGGCUCUCCAACUAUCAGUGUUAUUCAACCAAAUGGAGAGGGUAGAGGGUAUUCCUACCAAUGUGAGCCGGUGGCUGCUGUGGGAGGGAAGGUCCAGUUACCUGAUGAAUCACUAACAGGUUUGGGACAGGUUAACAAAAAGAUUUUCCUUCCAACCCCUUAUCACUUGAUGCAAGACUUACUAGGAAGAGGGUUGUAGGAAGACUACCCAUAGUAAUAGCAAUGCACAAGAAAGAAAGAAUAAAGCAAAACACACACCUACAGGUUAUGUAUAUGCAGACAAGGAGUUUGCUUGCUAUAGACCCAAACCUCAGAUUGUUCAUACCUCUGGUUCCCACCUGGAAUUAGUUGGCCAAAUGGGAAACAAGGUAUCUAAGGUGGAUUUCCACAACACAUUAAUAGGGCUGGCUUUCAUCCAUCCUGAUAUGAACCACCUUGUGUGUGGGCAGCCUCUCAAUAAUGGUUUCACUUAUAGCAUGUGGAGCGGAUCUCAAAAUGGGUGUUCAGCUCCACCUAGUGGUCAUAGGAAAAAUCUCAGCUCCAACAGUUUUGAAUGGACUUGUUGAUAUGUUUUGAUAUGUCUUUGGGAACGUAGGAUGCCAAGACCCAGCAAUCUUUAAUUUGAGAAGGUGUAAAUUUGAUCAACGUAUGUUGGCAAAAAUGGUUAUUACUUAUAUGUAUCAAAUAUUUUUAAACCCUGUAGAUCCAGAAAGCUGCUACCACAUCCCACAGCGAGCAGGAAAGCCGAAAAGGGACAAUUUCCCAGUAUUUCACCACUCUACACUGUCCUGUGUGUGAUGAAUUGACUCAGCAUGGCAUCUGCAGUAAAUGUAGGAGCCAACCACAGCAUGUGGUAGUGAUUCUUAAUCAAGAAAUUCGAGAGCUGGAACGUAAGCACGAACACCUAGCCAUGGUAGGGGAAAUAAUCUUUUAUUUUGCUUCUAAUAAACUUGAACCUAAAAUGAAACUUUUCUGAGGUGGAGAAAACAGCACCUUUUGUUUUUUAAUAGUUAAGUAUAACAUGUUCCCUAAUAAGCAAAAUAACAAACUUUCACGAAAGGUAUUCCAAAGGCAUGAAAAAGUGCUAUCAGAGAAACUGGCAGGCUAAUGAAUGACCUUUUAAUACAAAUUUAUGUUGGAUUCCCCGAUAUUUUGCACAAGAACCCCAUCAUAAAGAUCUUCCUUUUAUGUGACGGAUUCUGUUUGCUUUGUACAGAAAUUAAAUCUGACUGAAUUUGGUUGUAAACAGGUUUAUUAAGCCACUCUUUUAUCAAAGGAUCAUCAUCCAGUUUCCAUUUUUAAACUGCUAGAAUUUCUGCCAUUAAAUGUAUAUUCCCCACUGUUCUGUUAAUUUCAAUAUAUUAUUUAAUAUUACCAAGAAGUACCAGGAUUUAAUGGAACUGUACUCUCAUAAAAAUUUUCAGUGCAUUUAUAUCCAAUAUACCUUAAUCCCACAUAUAUAGCCGAAAUCAAUCUUAUCUGCAAUGCAGCUCUUGCCAUUUAUAAAUCUCUUACUUUGCCAGAUGCAUGGUACUAAAAUGUUGAGUCAGCUAGAAUUUUUGUUAAAAUAUUGUCCAUUAUUUAUGCUUACUUUUUUCCUUUGAGUGAAUGUGUUCUCAAGUGGAAUGUGAGCUCCCUCCUGCAAUGCAGGAAAAGGCUGCUUUCCCAUAUGGGGAUCCAACCUGUAGCGUGGGCAUCGCUGCUGUGUUUUUAUGGGGUUGGUUGAUUCUGGCCUUUCCGUCCCUCUCUUUUGAAAGCCCAUUCAUUUCCUACAACCCUCCUCACGUUGUUUUUAGUGUUGGUCCCAUCUCACCUGUCUUCCUCCAAGUAAAUGUUGUAGCCAAGAUUAUUAUACUUCUUCUACUUAUGUGAAUUUUACACUACUCCAUUUUACGUACCUUUAGAUAUGCAAGAAUUGUACAGGCUGCUUGGAGCGACAGAUACCUUGUGUUUCACUGAAUUGUCCUGUACUUUACAAGGUCUCAAGAGUAAGCAGAGAAUUAUCCAAGGCACCGUAUCUUCGCCAGCUACUUGAUCAAUUUUAGAUUGCCUAUAAUAAUAGCAGGAUUGCAGGUGCUAUUUUUUUUAAUGUUUACCAUUCUAAAACUAUCAUGCAUGGUCCUUCAAUUUCAUCUUGUCUAGAAUUUUCAUUCAUUGUUGACCUACUCUGAGAAAUAAUAAAUGUUUGUCCUAAGUAAAUUGAAAAACACUUGUUAAUCUAUUAAUAACUGACUUUUUACAAUGUCAAUUUUCCUCAUUCUUCUGCCUUUGUAACAUACUGUUUUAUAAUGCAGAUGUUGAAAUAGCUGUGUUAACAUCCUGUAAAUCCAUUUCAAUAUAAAAACUUUUCCCCAAUGGGCUUCUGAAGUACUGAAAAUCUUUGGGGAAAUGUCAUUGUGUUUUAUUGAAUUGUCAGUAUCAGGAUGUUACUUAUAGAUAUCUCAUCCACUUUAUAAUUUUGACUGCAGAAUAUUUUGUAAAUAGACUUUUUUACUUUUCAAACAACUGAGUAAAAAUAAUGUGCAAUGAAUUUUAUACGGACAAUUUUAAAAUCAGUUGGAGUAUUUCUCCUACGUUUUGCUUGAUUCCAAGUAGCUUUGUUGUUUUGACCAGACUGUGCAAACAGUAGCGUGUAGCAUUUUUGAAACAUUUUCUAAAAAUCACUGUCUUGCUUUAGCUAUUAAUUGGGGCAUUGUGAAGAACUGUGCAAAGACAUUUUUGUUACAAACCUGUGGGACUGUUGCAAUACUUUAAAUAAGAAAUUUUAUUCCAUUUUUGCUUUUGUAUAGACAUUUCUAUUGCUUCUAAAUAUGCUUAAUAUUUCAUGAUGUACUGUACAGUUAAAUCUUAUUUGCCAUCAUCUUGAGAAAAUGUGUAUUUAGAAUAUUUGUAUAACUAUAAAAUUAAAAGGAAUUAUGUGGUCAGUGCAUUUUUUAAUUGAAAAUCAUUUUGUUUUAAAAAUUAAUGGAAACCAUAGUAAAAUAAAUGUAUGUGCAUUUUUAAACUUC